AUGUAUGCAUGUAAUGGUUCUCCUAUAGAAGUGCCAUGAUACACCGAUGAGGUGAACUGUGCAGAGAACCAAUGGAAGAAAAUAGUGCAGCAACUAAUGCAUGUUUUAUUUGAAUUUCAGUCAUCUUUAUUACUUGGUUUUAUCAGAUAAGCUGAUACGGAUAGGCUGAAAGAAGAAACAACAAUUGCAAUGUAUAUUGUAAGUUCAUUGACGGGUCAGUCACUUAAAGUUUUGGAAAAGAUGCCAUUUUAUUUUUGGGAUAUUAUGGAUAGGAAAUAUACGUCACAUUUGGUCUCAAAUUAAUUGUCUGGAUUCACCAAAAUUAUCUGACCUGGUAACAACCAGAUCAGAAACAGCUGUACAUAAUGCAUUGUGCAUUUUCAGUCAGAAUUUUGGAACACUAUUUGUCUCUCAUAAUACUAGAAUUCCACAGCUUCGUUGACCCUGAAGAUUAGCCAAAAAAGUGCAUAUAAUCCAUGAUGAAACCUAGAGAACUGUGAGGGAAGAUUUCAACUGUUGCCAUUUUGAUUAUUAGGGUAGGAUAAACGGGUACAUAAGAAUAACCUUACAUAAAGAUGGAGGGGGAAAUCACACAAGUACUUCUUGCUUCUGUGUCUUUAUUGUAACUAACUCAGCUUCUGCUUCCUGUUUCAGGAGGGAAAGGAAGGAGUAACAACAAAAUUUAUUUACACUCAUUUUAACCAUACAAUGAAUAACACAGGUUACGGCACUACGAGAGAACUUUUAGUUUAUACCUCAAGCUUGUCAUUUUGCAUAUUCAUAUAUUACAUGACUUAAAUUCCAAAUAUAUAACUCAAAAACUUUUCUAGUUUAUAUCUCAACAUCAACAAUGACGCAUCUGCGUCAAUCCAGCCAUGGCAGAGGACAAGGACCAAUCUGACAUCCUAGGCAAUCUUAAUCUGGCUCUCUGACAUAUAGCCUGUCUCUGCAAGCUGGGCAUUGUAAACACUGUAUUUCAAAAAAGGAAGCCUCAAACAGCUUUGGACACGGGUGCUGUUUAUUGUCUCAGAGUCAGUAGCUCUCCAUUCAUGAAACCAGCUUGAAAAAAAUAUGUAGGUUUCUUAAGCAGUUUUGUGAAUCAGGGUCUAAUUAAUGGCUUAAGGCAGUGUUCCCCAUCCCAGCCAUCAGGGACCACCAACAGUCCAGUUGGGGGUUGGGGAACACUGGCUUAGAUUGUCAGCUAAUACUCUCAGACACUUUGCGGUGCUCUUUCAAGUAUCUAGCGAGCAGUAGGACAGAGAGGAGAAAUAAAGGUAAAGCUCUUAACAAAGUCAUUUUUACAAAACGUAUAGACUUCAGUUGUUUUUGCUACAUAUUUAUCACAAAAGGCACUAUGUGGAUUUUUUCCUUUUUAUUUACCAUUUUAAUCCAUAAGGGUGUGCAUAAUAUUGUGGAUUUUAAGCAACUGCUUGGACCUCUUAGCACCAUAAUAACUUAAUUCCAAUUGAGUUGUUAUGGUCCCUGGUUUAUUUUGUUAACAUUGUGCUGCCUUUAUAAAUGCAGGCAUAGUUAAAGUGUCAAAUUAUAUAUGUGAAGGACUGCGGUGGAUGUUAAUUCAUUGAGCGGUGGAUUUUAAUUCAUUGAGCAAUGAAUUGCUGAGAAUUCUCACUGAGAUUCUUGCAUUUGUCCUACAUAGGGACACCGGAGAAAAGGUCCCAUACCGCACAUAGCAAUCGUAUCAUCAACUCACACUAUGCAAAAUGUAUGGCAUUUCACAUUUAAGUCUAUUGAAUUCUCAAUUAAAUUUUAGAGAAUUAAACAACAAACUAGGCCAGACUAGCUCAGUUAGAGAAAUUGUUCAGCCCAGCUAUAGUUGCUUGGCUAUUGCCUAGCUUGGCUAUUUUCUCAAUGUUGCCAUUCGGAUUUCAUUUAAUUUCAAUUAAUUCUGAAUUAAUUUGGGGCACAGCAAAUAAUCUUGCAAGAUACAGUUUAGUGAAUAACAAUUGUAUCAGUGAAAGUUCCAUGCCUUCGGGCUUCGAAUUGGGAGUAUGACGUUUUAUUCUUUUGUAUAAUUUGCCCACAUUAAACAUGGCCGCUGGACAAUAGUCACAUUUUUUUGUGUGUGUGUCGCAAGCGCCCUGCCCUUAACAGCCAUCGCCAUCUCAGUUCCUGGCAACGACGUCCUCAGUCGCGUCGCGAAGCCACGCUCACAUGCUUGCGUGGUGACGUUGGCCGUUGGCGGUCGGCCAUCUUUUCUGGCGCCCCGGGUUUCUCUCAGCGGUGUGUGUGUGUGUAUAGAGGGGGGAGCAGCGGGAGCUUUUGGCGGCGAGUGGCUUUACCUGCGGCUUGCCUGAACCCUGUGGGGGCCACUGACGAGGAAACCGCGCGCCUAGCAACCGACGGUCAUCAAGCAGCAAGACGACACGCACGGGGCCCCCUUCCAAUCGCGUCAUAACUGCGCGCCGGUAUCACCGCCAUUCACUCCGCUGCCGGAAAGCAACUCAUUAAACCCCCCAUUCUCCGAGAAGACGCAGCCUCCCUCCCCCGCCCCCAGGUGAGGAGAUGUUACAAUACAAAGUGUGCCCCCAUUUUAUAUUCAGCCUUGUGCAGUAUCCCAGGGCCCCCGCCAUCCGAUAACCCCCCUUCUCCUUUAUUGAUAAUCCAGCGGCGGAGGCACAGGCCUCAGCUAACCCGCGGGCAGGCAGGGAUGGAUGGAGGGAGGGAGGGAGGUGGAUGGGAUCAUGGAUGGGAUCAGCCAUUUACAUGUCAGCGGGGUCUGGCCUGGAGAUCCAUGGCUGCUUUAUGGUGGCAUCAUUAAUCUAUGGAUGGGAGGUUAUAUCUUCCCAUCACAUGGAGAGAGGAGGACCACCUCGGGUUUUAGUCACUGAACCUGGAUUUGUGGAGAAUUGGAAAGGGAAUUGCUCAUUUUAGGCCGAAGUAACCGAUUUAUUUUUUUCCUUCCAAGUGGAGCUCUUUUGUCUUAAAUUUCUAAUUCCUAGACAUUCUCCACAAUCCCCUGUAGUAACCCUUAUGUGUACUAUAUGAAACCGGCGUUUUAGAUUAAUAGAGAAUCAAAAUGAAAAAUAAUCCAUAGCAUAGAAAAUUGGAAGGUGGUCAUUUAUUUGGUUGUGUGAUGUUGGUCUCUGUUUACGAUGAGCACGUUUUUACAUUUUAUCAGUUGUGUGUGUGUGAAUGGAACAUCAGCCAUUGAUCAUGAAAUCAGAGUGCUAGGCUGGCUGUGUGGGAAGUACAGGCCUUAUGUAUUUGGCUGUGUUUCAUGAUUAAAGCGAAUGGAAUGAUUUUCUGAAAAUGUGUGAGUGUAAAUUGUAUUCCAAAUUUCUUGAGGGUGGGUUGUUUUUGUUUUUUUUUUAACCAUGAUCAUUGUUGCUUUACCACUUAAAGUGUAAAGAUUCAAAUAUGUUUAAUUUAUGUGGAUGACACAUGCCUUUGAAAUGUUACAUUAUUUAAAAGACCUGCUAGUAAAAACACACACACCUGGCGUUUUACUAAAGUGAGCAUUCUGAACACAAAGUGUUGGUGUUGCAUUUGUUAGUAAAUAACACUAAACAUAAUCCGGUCAUGCUCAUAGAUUGUAAUCUUGCGUGUUUCUUUAUAGCCCUUUUCAAUCAUUUUGUGCUAUAUAAAUGUAGUAAUAGCAGCGCAGGCAAUUGACCAUGGAAAAACACAUUUUAGGCCUAAGUGGCCAAUGUCAAAUAAUGGUACAGUCUAUGAUUUUUUUUUAUUUUGGGAUAAAAUCCCUAUACAGUAGACUAUGCUACACAAUUCCUUGUUUAAAAGUCUGCACAUUAACACAUAAAUAUUUUAUUUAGGCAUCACAGCAUUUAGUUUUAUGCUCCUUGGCUUUGAUGGCAGUUAAAUGGUUAAGUGUGGAAUGGUAGCAUUUUCUGUUGAUGUAUAUGUACCACUGUAGUUAUAAUAGUACAAGCAAUAUGAACAAUUUAUGGGAUCAUAUAUAUCUUUCCAAGACCUCUAUGUGUGAAAAUUAUUUGAUAUUACCUGGAGAGGUGGGUUUAAUUUGUGGGGGGGGGGGGUUUCCCCUUGGAAUAUGGAGAUGGAUAUCUAAAACGUAAGACGAACAUGUCAUUGGCAUAGUUAAUGGGAUUUGCUAUCUUUAUGUUUCAGUGCUACCUGGGUUUGUAAAAUAAAUAUAUAUUGCAUUUUUUGAUAAGUUAAAGGUCACCUUUUAAGCUGCUCUGAGACACCUGUGUUUUUGUUGUAGUAGAGCUCCAUGCUAAGUUCUGAAACCAUAAACAAAAGGUUUUUAACCAGUUAUCUCAAACAAAUUUAGAAAGUAAGCCUUAACUGGACAGACCCCUACCUUGAUAUUUUAUGCAAACCAGUAAUUUAUCUGUUGAAGUGAUCACAGAUUAUUAAACUUUGCCCAAGCUAAAUAUUUUUUUUUAUCUUUACAGUAAAAUAGUUUUUAAAUGGAACUAUUUGGUUACAUUUUGUACACCACACUUUGUAUAUCAAUUUUUUUUAUUUUUUUUUUUAAGCUAAAGUAGAAAUAUUUCAGCAGUUCUCAUCUCUUCUUACUCAAGAAACCAGUCUCUAACUGUAGGUGUGUGAUGCUUUUGUGUAGCCCUUCCUCUUUUGUCUGGAGACAGGGAUGUUGCUGUGGAUGAGAGUAGCCAUAUUUGAGGUCCCAGAGAGAGCUUGAUGCACUGCAGUAGCUUGAGCGAUUAGUGGCCAGGGAACAAUGUAACAUGCUCAUGAAGCAGACUAAGGAGGGGGAUGGUAGCAUCAAGGAUUUCUUAAUACAUCUACCCUGAAAAUCACUAGGCUUUUUCUUUUCGUUUUUCUUGAUUGCUGCACCACUCCACCGCAUAAUGCUUUACAGUAUGCACAACUGUCUGUGGCUUUUUACUUGCAUACACACCAGUAACCUCAGUGGGCUAUUUGGGUUUAAUUUGUCCUGGUGAUUAUUGCAAGAUACUAUUUCCAGAUAUACUUGGAUUUUUUUUUUUUUUUUUUUUUUAAAUACGAGGCAGUGAUGGCUAAUAUUUGUUACUUUUAAUGUACAUUAUAUUUCUCAUGAUGCCUAGCAAGAUGAGUUUUAUGGGAAGUUCAGACUACAAAAUACUUUUGCCAAAUAUUGGCCGUUACUGGCCUGUUUGUGUGUGUGUGUGUGUGUCUGUUUUGUUUUCCUUGAUUUUUCUUUUAAUUUGCUUGAUGUAAGGUUGAUGAGUCCUAACUUGUGGCUUUAUUUUUCCUUAGGAGUUAGCAUUUUUCUUCUAAUUUUUGCAACGUUUUACAUAUAUCCAAAAUCCAAUACAUAUCCAUCAAAUAUGACUACUUUUAUAUUUGUAUACUUGGUAUUUAUAGUAAAUGAAAAUAUAUUUCAUGUGUUUUUAAUAGCCAGUGAUAUCUCAAACAUACUUCUAGUAAAGUAUAAUUAUUUGUACAUUUGUUUUCAUGCUUACAAACAGAUAACACAUUCAUGGGAAGAGGUGUAUCAACAGUUCUUUAUAAACCGUAAAAAUGAAUUUUAGAAAUAAAUGCGCCUGGUUACUUGGCAUACAUUUUUAGAGUUUGUGUGAGGUGAGAUGCCACAAUGAAACUGGUGAUCCAACUGCUGGUUUAAAAAAGUGCAGGGCAAAGGUAACACCACACAUGUCGAAAAGAAUAACAGGAAGCAACAGGGUGAGAAGAGACCUUCUCUUAAUUAAUCAUAGGUGAGUGAUAAUGGAACGUGUGUGUAUGUGUGUGUGUAUGUAUAUAUGUGUGUGUGUGUGUUGUAAAGCGCAGCGCUUUACAACAUAUAUACAUGCGCAUUAUAUUUAAAGUCAACAUAUCAUCCACACAUUGUGUGGAUAACUAGUCAUUCAGGUAGGUACUGAUAUGAUAAAUACCAAGGUUAGCCGUUGCAUGUCCAGGAAUAAUUGUCUCAAGUGGGUCUGCUGAGAUCAGAGCAAACUCUCAAGCCAACAUGGAAUGCCCAUCUGCACCACCUUUAAUCUAUUGGCAUUUAUGAAUAGGGAGGCUACUUGCAGAGUCAUUAUAGAUGUACUUUACUACUAUGCCAGCUAUUCCAAAUGCAUUCUUCUUUAUAUUCACUGUUACCAAGAAAAUGCAACCCAUUACAUUAGUUAUUGGGUUCCCACCCCCUUCCCCUGGGCCAAAGGGGUUAAAAUCCUUUCAGCCAUUUACAUUAAUCCAGUGCUGGGCUCCCUUGGCGCUGGUGACCUCUCCUCCUCCUGCUGACGCCAGCUCCUGAGUGGAGCCGAAUGCGCUUGCGCGGCCAGAGCAACGCGCGCAUUCAAGCUGCCCAUAGCAGAGCAUUACUCAAUGCUUUCUUAUGGACAUUCAGUGUCCUCUCAUGUAAUUUUCAGACAGCCACUAGAGGCUGGAUAAACCCUCAAUGUAUUCUCUGAAACUGUUUACAGUUGCAGGGUUAAAACUAAGGUUACCUGGCACCCAGACCACUUCAUUGAGCUGAAGUGGUCUGGGUGCCUAUAGUGGUCCUUUAAGCCAUAAUUUAUCUAAAAAUUCAGAUGGGGAUAAAGACAAGUGGAAAGGAAAUAGCAAGAAUAUAGCCUUUGAGGGAUAAUGUUAGCAAUGUCUGUAAAUUACUGGGAUUUGCUUUGGAAUUUUACUUAACCCCUUAAGGACCAAACUUCUGGAAUAAAAGGGAAUCAUGUCAUGUAUCCUUAAGGGGUUUAAGGGAUCCUUUAGUGCCAGGAAAAUAAAGCUAUUUUCCUGGCACUAUAGGGUUAUUAGGUUCCCCCCUCCCGUGUCGCUGAAGGGGUUAAAACCCCUUCAGCCACUUGCCUGAAUCCAGUGCCGAUGUCCAUUGAUAGACAGCCGCUGAAGGCAAACUUAGUGCUGCAAUGUAAACAUUGCAGUACUAAGUGCAAAAGGGUCACAGAACCCACACCUGGGUGCCUACAGUGUCCCUUUAACUAGUAAGGUGCAGACAUUCUGUGCUGAAGUCGAAUACAGGAAGACCAAAUGACUCGAUAUGUGACUUUUUUUAUUUCAAGUAGAUAACUACUCUAGAGUUACCAGUUUUAUUAAAUAUGCACAGUAUAAUUGUCAAUGCCCAGGAUUUGUAUUAUGUUUACAUUUCUUCUAUAAUAUAUGUUGUCUAAAUCUGAAAAUGAACUAUAGAAAUCCACUGUAUUUGCAUAUUGGUCAUUAUUAUAAUCACUCUAUCUGCACUAAAAGCAGGGCUUGACAAAUUUGCUUUGAAUCUAGGAGCCAGCUAAAAAAGUGAGGAAAUUUGAUAUGUACAGACAAUUCGUAGUGGUGCUGGUAUCAAGGUAGCCCACAUAUAAAUACCUUGGAUAUAUACCAUAUAUAUGUAUACCGCACUCAAAGUUUUGAUUUAAGGAAAAUAUGUAUUUAUUUCUGAGCCUAUUAGUAUGUCUGUUAUUGCACAGUAUAAUAUACAUAUAUGGCAAAAAGAAAAUUUAUAACAAAAAACUGUCCUAUAUGGAUGCAAUAUUGUGGCUGAUCUACAAAAUAGCUGGAAUAAAAAUAUCCCUUAUAGAUAUGCUUCAUCUGGUAUGUAAUGACUCAAUAGACAAUGUUAUAUUUCAAUAAAGAUAAACACUGUGCAAGUGGGGGAGGAGGGGGGGGUGGGGUGAGGAGAGGAGAGGGGCGGAGGCGGCCCGGCCCAGUGUGUACACACUAAAAAUUCAAUAAUAUGUAUUCAUGUGUGAAUAUUGUUGGACAGAGCCAGUGGUUUGUAGAAAGUCCUCUCAGUCUCUGCAAAGUUGUAUGGAGCUUUGCCCUGGUAAAUGUCCAAAUGUGUACCUAAGUAUUCGCAGAUUAGGUUUGUCAAGAUGAGUCUUUGGUUUUCCAUGUUUUCUAAGAAGCUGUCAAUAGGGAUCUUUGUGCUGUGCGCUCGGGAAUAGUUCAGUCCCUUCGAUGGGACGGAACUAGUCCCAAGCGCGCAGCCCAAAGAUCCCUAUUUUUCUUCCUUGUGUGUGCACGCGCGUGUGCCUGUUAGGCGGACCGCAUGUUUAGGUUUAGUUGGCAUGUAUUGCGGUUUGGGCACUCUGGCUCACAAAGGUUCGCCAUCACUGCUCUAGAGGCUCUUCAGGGAUUUUACGGCACUCUAAUUCGUCUGACGCAGGGCGUCCUCACGCUCUGCAUGAGGACAUCCAGUGUCCGUAAAAGCCCCAUAGGAAAGCAUUGAGCCAAUGCUUUAUUAUGGGGAGGUCCAAAUGCGCUUGCUGCACACGCGCAUUAGUUUGCCUUGUCUGACAUUGGAGGAGUCAAAGAGCCAAGCGAAAGGUGGGGUUUACUAAACUCACCAGAACUACUAUUAAUUACAGAAACAAUUGUGUGCAUUUUAUAAAGCCGAGAGUAUAUCCCCUUAAGGACACAGCUUCAGAAGCUUGACUUACGCUUAAUGACACAAGCAAUUUUUGCAUUUUCUUGCUGUUUGCGUUCAACUGCAAUUUGCAUCUCUCUCAUUUAUUGCACCGACACAUAUUAUAUACUGUUUUUUAAAGGACAGAAAGGGCUUUAAUUUGAUAUAACAUAUAUAUAUAUAAAUGCUUACUUAUUAUAAAAAAAAUACAGAAAAAUGCAAAAAAAAUGAAAAAUAUUGUUUUUUUUUACAGUUUUUGCAAUAAUAAUGUGUGCAUAAUUAGUGCAGGUUAAGGAAAGUAAUUAAAAAUAAAUUUAUUUAUUUGUUCUGAUUUACAGAAUAUAUAAUGUGUCUGGGAUUUUAAGUUUUUUUUGGUAGUUACAGGUCACAAAGCACAAGGAGUAAAAUAAAAUUUUAAUGUGGAGCGAUUUUAGAAUUUGGUAUGUUUGUCUUGUAAGCUUAAUAGCCAUAAAAGAAAACAAAAUUGCCACACAAAAGUAUAUAUUUAUAUAAAGUAGACAUCACGGGCUAUUUACCUAAGGUUGUUUUGACACUUUCUACGUAGCCAUUUCACCGCCAACCUCUGCUAAAUAUUGGAGUAAAAUUGUGUUCUUUUUGGUUUUUGGCACACAAACUUAUAACAGAGAAAUUCUCGUGUAUAUUUUGUAAAGUUGGUGUGUGCUAUUCCUGUACAAAGUUUUAUUUUGUGUUCAGUUACAUCUGCUGAGUAAAAUGACACCCCCAUUGUAUGUCUUUUGCACUAUUUCGUGAAGUUACAGUGCCAUACAGGAUACCUGUCCUUUUCAGUAUUCACAGUAGAAUGUUGAGAGAUGAAUUUAAUGAGCCUUAGCUUCCAUUUGGGGUAUUAUAACAGUUUGACUGUUCAAAAAACCCCCACAAAGGCCUACCAUUUGUAAAAGUAGACACUCCAGGGUAUCUUAUAAGGUGCAUAUUGUGCCUUAACAUGCCCCCAUUUUUUCACCAAUAUAUGCCAAAGUAUGUGGUAAAAAAAAAUUUUGUGCAUUUUUUACAUACGGAUUGCAUUUUUGCUGGGCGUUUUGUAUAUUUCAUAUGUGCCACUAAGUUCAAAACCCCCAAAUUAUGCUCAGCUAAGUCUUCUGAGUAAAAUGACACCCCAUAUGAAUGUCUUUGGCACUAUUUCGUGAAGCUACAGUGCCAUAUAGGAGACCUGUCCUUUACAGUAUUCACAGUAGAAUUUUGAGAGAUGGAUUUAAUGAGCCUUAGCUUCCAUUUGGGGUAUUAUAACAGUUUGACUGUUCAAAAAACCCCCACAAAGGCCUACCAUUUGUAAAAGUAGACACUCCAGGGUAUCUCAUAAGGUGCAUAUUGUGCCUUAACAUACCCCCAUUUUUUCACCAAUAUAUGCCAAAGUAUGUGGUAAAAAAAUUAUUUUGUGCAUUUUUUACAUACGGAUUGCAUUUUUGCUGGGCGUUUUGUAUAUUUCAUAUGUGCCACUAAGUUCAAACCUCCCAAAUUAUGCUCAGCUAAGUCUUUGGAGUAAAAAUACACCCCCAAUGAAUGUCUUUGUCACUAUUUUGUGAAGCUACAGUGCCAUAUAGGAGACCAAGCCAUAUCCGUUUUUACCAAACUUUGAAUUUUGACGCUGGGCCUAUGUGCAAUUUCCAAGCAUCUUCGCAGGUUUUAAAUUCAAUCUACCCCACAAAGGCCUACCAUUUCUUAAAGUAGACACCCCAGGGUGUUUCAAAAUGUAUAGUUUGAACCUUAGCGUGGGAUCAUUUUUCCGCUAGCUUGUACCAGAUGUAGUGGUAAUAAGCGUUUUUUCUGCCUUUUUGACAUACAAAGUGAGUUUGCACAGUAUAUUUUGCAAACCUUAUGUGUGCUACGACUGUAUAAUACUUCAUAUGUUGCUCAGCUAUGUCGGCUGAGUACAGCAAUACCCCCGUAUGUACCUUUGCCAGGUAUGUGUGGACAUCGGAGGGGCACAUUUGGGACACAGCCAUUCCAGUUUUUUUCAAACUUUGAAUUUUUAUGCUGUGCCUAUGUCCCAUUUUAGAGUAUUUUACCAGGCUAUAUAAUCCAAAUUCCCCAUAAAGCCAUACCAUUUCUUAAAGAAGACAUCCCAGGGUAUUUCAAAAGGCAUAUUUUGAACCUUAGUGUGGGAUCAUUUUUCCGCUAGCUUGUACCAAGUGUAGUGGUAAUAAGCAUUUUUUCUGCCUUUUUGACAUACAAAGUGAGUUUGCGCAGCAUAUUUUGCAAACCUUAUGUGUACUAUGACUGUAUAAUACUUCAUAUGUUGCUCAGCUAUGUCGGCUGAGUACAGCAAUACCCCCGUAUGUACCUUUGCCAGGUAUAUGUGGAUGUUGAAGGGGCGCAUUUGAGACGCAGCCAUUCAGUUUUUUUCUAACUUUGAAGUUUUACGCUGUGUCCAUGUUCCAAUUUGGAAUAGUUUAGACGGUUGGUUAUUGAAACUUCCCCACAAACACAUACUAUUUAUUAAAGAAUACACCCUGGGGUAAUUCAAAAGGCAUAUUUUGAACCUUGGCGUGGGAUAAUUUUUUCUCUAGUUUGUUCCAGGUGUAGUGGUAAUGAGCGUUUUUAAAAUGUAUUUUUUUACUUUUUAUAACUUUUUUACUUUUAAAAACUAGUUUUUAAACUUUUGUUUUGCUUAUAAAUUUUUUUUAAACUUUCCUAAACUUUCUUAAAACUUUUUUACAGAUUUAACAUUUUUCUAAGCUAUUUUUUUUACUGUUAACCCCUAACUAGCAGUACGCAGCACUAACAGUAAAUUCCCCAUUUUCCCAUAACUCCCACCCACCCCAGCUAGCAAAAUAUAUAGUUAUAAAAUAUUUAAAUUAAUUAAUUAAAUAAAUUGAACCCCUGAGGGUUAAAAAAAUAAAUAAAAGUUAAUCCUCAGGGGUUAAAAAAAAUUAGAUCACAGUAUAAUACUGUGAUCUCUAUUUGAUCGCUGUAGGCAGUGAUCGACUGGCAGGGAAGGGGUUAAUUUUUAUUUGGACUAGGUAAAGUGUGUUUUUUUGUUUUUAUUACUUAAAUGUUAUUAAAACAUUUUUUUAAGCUUAAUUUUUAACUUUUUAAAGUUUCUUUUAAAACUUUUUUUUAACGUUAACCCCUAGUUAGCCUAACGUCAAAUCCCCCAAUUCCCCACUAACUUCCACCUACCCCAGCUAUCUAAAUAUAUAAUUUAAAAAUAAUUUAAUUAAUUAAUUUAAUUAAUUUAACCCCUGAGGGUUAAAAAAAAAAAGAAUUAACCCUCAGGGGUUAAAAAAAAAAAUCAGAUCAUAGUAAAAUGUAAUCCCUGCCAAUUGAUCACUGUAGUCAGUGAUCAAUUGGCAGGGAAGGGGUUAAUUUUUUAUUAAAAUGGGUAAGGGGGGGGACACUUUAAAUAAACUUUAUUUUUUUUAACAGCAGGGGGCAGGAUCAGCACUGAUCCGGCUCCCUGCACUUCACACAGAACCCGGAAGUGCAGGGAGCCGGUAGGUGAGUAUACAGAGCACAUGUGCUCGCUCAGACUUGCGGUCAGAGCGAGCACAUGUGCUGGGCAGCCUGACCGGGUGCUCCCGGUAUGCCUCUAAUGCAGAGGCAUACCGGGAGCACCAUUAACCCCGCGAUCGCCGCGAUAGCGGCGAUCCGGGGUUAAUUUUACCGCGUGACGGACGAGGUCCGUCACCCGUCGUUAAGGGUCUCCCCUGCGUGACGGACCUCGUCCGUCACCCGUCCUGAAGGGGAUAUUGUUCAUUUUAACCCUGUAAAUUUCAGUAGAGCCAGCAGCACUCAGUUAUACUUGCCUGGUAUAAAUACAAACCAGAAUAAUAAUCUAAACUGCAUACAUUUCUAUUACUAAACUUUGUGCUAAAGGUCUCUAAAGACUUCAAAAAGUAACAGAACUGCACUUUAUUUAUAAACCGUGGUCAUAUGUCACCUCACUGUGUCUUACAGUGCAUUCAGAAAAUAUUUAGACCCCUUCAUUUAUUUUAUAUUGCAGCAUUACUUUAUUAAAUCUACACUCAAUACUCUAUAUUGACCAAAGACAGUUUCUUUUUUUUUGUUGUCAAUUUUACAGACUUAUUAAAAAGAAAAUUGCUAAAGUAUCUGCUGUUUACUAAUUUCUUUUUGAGCCGUACCUUUUUUUUUUAUUAUUGUAAUUUAACAGGCAAAGCAUAUGCUUAUCAAUAUGCAUCCAUUCACCAGCUGCUGAAUGCCUUGUGCAGCAUCCCAUAACGCCGACCACUCGAGGCAGAUGUAUUAUGCCAUUCUUAGGAUUGUGUGGGUAGAUACCAAUAUGACUUCUACUUUUUCUUGGUCCAUAUUAGAAUAUUCAAGGAAGUGAUCGUCUAAAUCUACUAGUAGUUUAUAUGCAGUAUUUAUUGCAGCAGUGCAUGGAUACAUUUAAUUUUGUAGCAGUUAUUGCCCCACUCUCCCGAUUUUUUUAGAAUGGGUAAGACAACAAACUGUUCAAAGAUAGUUUGACUACUUAAUGGGCAUGUCUGACACCAACACAACUACAGCUUAACAUAGUGUGCUUAUGGUUCAUAGUGACUAUUAUUGUAGUCACAGCAGUGUAAACCCUGCCUUUUCUAUGAAACACUGCGGGAACCAUAACUUGAUUAAAUUUAAAUUAUGAUACCAGGAUGUUCCAAGUGCUUUCAUAGCUGAAGGGGUAAACCAUUCUCGAAACCGUUUAAUACCAUAGGUUCCCUAUGCAUAUUUAUUUUUAAUUGUUUAGUAAAAUCGUGGCGGUAAAUUUAUUCUAAUUGCACAAACGUGUAUUAGGUUUCCAAAUUGGAUGAAGUAGUGGUUUUAAGAUUUCAAGAAUUAUAGAUGCAGCACACCUUAUAGUUGGACUAUCCAAGUGCAACUAAUCAGAAACCAAUGUAACACUUACUAGUGAUGACUCAGAUAUGUUUACAAGAACAUCAGUAACUCGUUGUUUAUUUAUAUGUAUGUAUUUCCAAGUUGGUAGGUUUGUUGGUUUUUAACUUAUUUUAACCAAACAGAAUUCAAUGUGAUAUGGGGUAAAGUGUGCAUUGCCAAUGUAUUCCCUUUCCUUUUGUCUCCUUACACAAUCAUUCUACUUACUAGAAAGCCAAUGCUCCACAUAGGUGUACUUUUUCAAUCUCCUUUAAAGCUGCUCAAUGUUCAUUUGUGAUAUGGAUAGAGGGCAGCAAUGUGAGAAACCUCACACCUUUUGUAAUAAGAGAGGACAAGAUGCAGAGAGGCCAGUUGGCCAUGAUUUUGUUAUAUUUUGUUUAUUUUUUGUCUAAAACUUCCAUGUAUACUUUGUACAGUAUAUCGUAGUUUUAUUUUCCAGCCAUACAUUGAAUCUGAUUUAUGCUUAUUUUAGGAUCACACGGGACCAGAAAAGUGAGGCAAAGGCUGUAUCAGACUCGAUGAAUUUCCUUCGACAUGUCGGAGAAGUCAGGCCAGAGCACAAAGGCAAAGGAUGGGAAAAAGUAUGCUACCCUCAGCCUCUUUAAUACAUAUAAGGGAAAGUCUCUAGAAACACAAAAAACUACAGGUAAGUGCUUGAAUUGCAACGUUUUGCAUGUACGGAAACCUAUUAUUAACCUGUUAUUUUGAAUUCUACUUUGCAGCUAACCUACUUCAGCUUUUUUUUGCUGAUUGAUUCCCUUCAUAUAAACGUAAAUAUUUCAUAUUACUGAGGGUAUAGUAUCUUUGUUUGCGCAGCUUGUUAUGAGCAUCUAAAUCUAGGAUUAUCCAUUGGUAGCUGUAUAUUUUAUUAAUUUAUUGUAAACUGGUCUAGUUUCGUUUGGACAAGGAGUGAUCUGUAUUUAGUUUUCUCCUUAAUAGUGUCAGCUAUUUUUUUUUUUGUCGGAAUAUCUGCUUAAGUUAUUACUUGGAAUUGCUUACUUAACAGUGGACGUUAUAUAAUCAUAUAUGAAAUUUUAUGGCUAAGCUUUGCGGUUUACUUAUGUUUCGGAGUUAUACCUGAAGCAUAUAUAUCUAUCUCAUUCAUUACAAAUAAAAACACUUGUAAAGGCACAGCUGAACACCUGUGUCUAGUUGCUGUUGGAUACCAGGCCCGGAGGGAUAUAUACACCCAAGGGAAGCAAUUAAAGCCCAAGUUCUUAAAACUAAACAAAAGUUUGUGAAGGCAAUUUGUUGUCAGUGACUUAGUACAAAAAUUAGUUUUCCUAUUUCUUUCUUUAUUUUCUUCAAGGCCCGCUACAUACUGUUGAACGCAAUUUCUAAAUUUAAGCUGUCAUGACAUGUCCCCUUUAAUAGUUAUCGGCCGAUAUUUGUUAUUUUCAGGCAAUAUCCGUAUUGACCAAUAGAUACCAAUAAUACAUACCAGGACCACCAGUCCUGGGGAGGGGGGCGCAGUAAGCUGUGACUUGCCUUCCCAGCAGCUCCCCUGUCAAAUCUUGCCAGUCCCGCGGCCGCAGUGUGUUACCACGGGUUUCCGUGGCAACACUCCGCGCGGCGCUAAGGUCCGCAAGAUUUACACAGGGGAGCUGCUGGGAAGGUAAGUCACAGCUUGCUGCCGGCCCUCCCACUGCUCAGUACAUACCACCAGACCACCAGGGACUGUCAUAUGCCCCCUCCCUGGCUAGUCACCUUGGGAGGGGGGCAUUUUCAUUUAGGGUGGAGGCCUACAGUAGGUCCCCCCUCAUUGUCAUGGAAAUCCCCACCAGCGGUUUAGGGGUGGGGGAGGACAAUAGGUCGUAGACUCCCCUCAUUGUCAUUUAUGGCCCCCACCCGCCGCUCGGGGGGAGGACAAUAGGUCGUUCCUCUCCCUCCCCCCAUUAUCCUUUAGGGCCUCCGCCUUCCGCUCGUAGGUGGGGGUGGGAGGGGGGGUACACUAGGGUGUUUUUUCUCUUUCCUUUUUUUCCCAAGUAGACAUGCCCUUACUCACGGCAUAACGAAUAGAGGCAUUCGGGAGAUUUUAAUCUCCCUUAUGCUAUUAUGUGGGGGUCAUAUAGAGUGAGGGAGGAUAUGGGAGCUUAGGAAGUGGCAAGGAGCACUUCUCCCUGCCGCUUCUAUUUUUCCAUAGCUGGUAGCUCCCUCCUUGUAACAAACUGAACAAACGAACACUGGUAUUCAGUGUUUGUUCGGCUGACAUUUCUAUUUAUUCCUCUGUCUUUCUGACGAAUGAAUGGAUGAAAUUCCUGUUCAGUGUUUAACUGGGCAUGUGCGGGAAUUUCACACGUGUCCCACAGGUACUUCAUCUACCCACACAAACAUAGGUCCGGGGACAAAAGAAAGAUUAAAAAAAAAAAAGGUAAUAUGGGGGGCUUAGGGGCAUUUGGGGGGUGGCUAGGGGGUCAGAUGUAGUGGAAUCGGGAGGGAGGUUAAAAGGGAAAAAAAAUGGGAUUUUUAACAUAGAACAGGUAGGAAAUAUAUAAUCAACCUUGACUGGUGCAUUCUGUUUUGAGAUAUGUAGAGAGGGAUCUCUUAAAGGAUUUUAGGCCUGGGGAAGAUUUGAAGGUGUGUGGGAGGUCGUUCCAUAAUUGCAACUCUCUGUAGGAAAAGGAGGAUCGAGUGGCUUUCUUUUUGUAUUGAGGUAGACUAAAGUGCUGGUACUGGAUCAGAGGUUAUAGGAGGUGGUACGGUGGGAGUUUCCCAGAAAAGCUCUUAAACACCGGGCUGGAAAGAUGAAGGGUGCGUCUGGAUUCCAGCGAUAGCCAGUUUAGUUCUUUUAGCAUGUCACAAUGGUGGGUCAUGUAAUUACAUUAUAGGACAAAGUGGCAGAACAAGUUAUGCAAUGUAUUAAGCUUAUUUAGGUGGGUAUGGUGUGCAGGUGCGCAUAUACUACAUCCCCAUAAUCAAUGAUUGGCAUCAGCAUUUGCUGUACAAGCUUUUCCUUUACUGUAGGGCUUAGGCAGGAUUUGUUUCUGUACAGGGCACUUGGUUUUGGAUAGAGUUUAGAUUCAAGUUUUUCUAUGUGGAGGCCAAAAGAUAGAUUGGGAUCUAACAACGUACCCAAGUAUCUGAAAGCGUGGACUGCGUUCAGUGUGCUAUUGGAUUUUGUUUCAAUGGAUAGGAAUUGUGUAAUUUGUGUAAUUGUGACCGUUUUGUCAGUGUUUAGGAAGAGUUUUUUUGCAAUCAACUUUUCCACCUCUGUAAACUGAUCUUGGAGCACAACCUCGAGCUGUGAUUGAUUUGGAUUUGUUUGCAUAGAUUGUCGUCUGCUUACAUGUGUACAUAUGAGGAUUUGCAGACUAAAAUUAGGCAGAUCAUUUAUAAAUAAUGUGAAUAGUUGGGAGCCAAGAAUGGAACCUUGGAACACCACACGUGUCUGGGAGAGGGAGGGAGUCGCUGUAAAAAAUGGUCACACAUUGUGAGCGAUCCAAUACUACAUAUGAUCGAAACCAGGUUAAUGGACAAUUACCAAUACCUGAGUUUUUUUUGUGCAGUAGAAUGUCGUGGUGUACUGUGUCAAUGGCCUUUGCAAAAUCAAGGAAAAUAGCUCCAGUUAUGUCUCCUUGUUACAUGCCAGUUUGGAUGUCAAUGUAAACUUUUAAGAGGUCAGUUGUAGUAGAGUGAUUCAGGUGAAAACCCGAUUGACCAGGGGUCAGCUAGUUUGUUGAUAAUACUCACAUAGUUGCAUAUGGAUGCAUUUUUCUAAGAUUUUUAAUGAUAUUGGUCGAUAGUUAGAAACCAAAGUAGUGUCACUCUUUUAUGGAUAGACGCUACUCUCGCAGUCUUCCAAAGUUUGGAUAUGUAUCCAGACACCAAAGAUUUGUUAAUUAGGGUUGUGACAGGUUUAGCAAUUGCUGGAAUUUGAUCAGGUCCAGUCUGUUUUUUCAUUUUUAGGUUAAGGUGUUUCUUAAUGACCCUAAUAGGUGCAGGUCUAAAAUUGAACUUGUGUAUAUUGGGUCUUUGCAAACUUCGUGGGGCCUGAUCCACAUUUGUAGUUUCAGGAUAUCAUUUAUUAGCUUGGCAUUUAGAGUAAUGGCCCUUCUGACAAAAUAAUUGUAAAGUCAUUUGUUACAUCUAAGGGACGUUGCAGGGUGUAGUUAUCAACUUUGACAGUGGAGGGUUGGGAGUGGAUUGGGGGAGUUUGUAACUUAUUUGACUCUCCAAAAGUUUCUAGGGUUUGAUAGGGUAUUCAGAUUUUAACAGAAAUAUUGAGCCUUGGGUUUUGUGCAUAUAAUUUGCCGUUUUCUAUAUGCACAGUGUGAGCCAGUACGCUUGAACUUUGACCACAAUGAAUCCUGAAACUGGUACAUUUGGAUGAAGUCAGCUGUGAUCCAGUUCAUAUGUGCCCCUUUUACUCAGCUUACGCAGUGCAGCACGCAAAUUCCAAACUUGUAGGAGUUCAGACUGAAAGAAUUCAACUGCACAGUCUAGAUCUUGGAUGAUUUUUAAGCUGUGCCAUGGGAGGUUCUUGAUGUCCUUUAGAAAGGAUUCAAAAUUACUCUUUUUUUACUUUUUUUUUUUUUAUUUUUUUUUUUUUUUGAGGUCCUGGUGAUUUUAACAUUGGGAGAGAAUUUAGUAGCCUUUAUUUUGCACACGCAGUACACUAAGCAGUAAUCACUGAAACUUUUAGGGAGAACCCCUGCCUUCUGGAUUCUAUCAGGAGAAGUUGAGUGAAUCCAAUCGAGCAUGGUAUGGUUAUGGCUUUUAAUGUUUAUGUGAGUUGGGGAGGAGAUUAAUUGCAUUAGCUGCAAAGUCUUAAAGGACCACUAUAGUGCCAGGAAAACACUUGUUUUCCUGGCACUAUAGUGACCAGAGGGUGCCCCCACCCUCAGGGUCCCCCUCCCGCCCGGCUCUGGAAGGGGGAAAGGGGUAAAAACUUACCUUUUACCAGCGCUGGGCGGAGAGCUCUCCUCCUCCGUUCCGCCCCGUCGGCUGAAUGCGCACGCGCGGCAAGAGCUGCGCGCGCAUUCAGCCGGUCGCAUAGGAAAGCAUUUACAAUGCUUUCCUAUGGACGCUGGCGUGCUCUCACUGUGAAAAUCACAGUGAGAAGCACGCAAGCGCCUCUAGUGGCUGUCAAUGAGACAGCCACUAGAGGCUUUGGGGGAAGGCUUAACCCAUUAAUAAACAUAGCAGUUUCUCUGGAAAAAAAAAUGGGUUAACCCUAGAAGGACCUGGCACCCAGACCACUUCAUUAAGCUGAAGUGGUCUGGGUGCCUAGAGUGGUCCUUUAAACAGCGAGCAAGUACUAUUCUUUUUCAGAGUCAGCCAAUCAAUAAUAAAAUAUCUAAAGACCAACAGUUCACUUUUUGGGUUUUGAGCUAUGGCUUCAGUAAGGAAAUGGGCUAUAUCAGAAAGGGAAUGCACUGGGGAACUUGGUGGGCGGUAGAUUCCUGCAACAAUGAUUGAUUUACUGCACAGGAUCUCAAUUGUGCCAGAAAGGAAAUCAAAGUGGCAAGAGGGCUAAAGUUUUGGAAGAGGGUAGACUUUAUGGAAUUGUCAACAUAAAUGACAAUGCCACCUCCUCUUUUUGCUCUGUCAUUUCUAUGGCAUGGAUACCCAUGUAUUGCAAUGGCAGUCAGGAAUUUUUGCGGUUAGCCUCGAUUCAGAGCACAAUGAUUUUGGGCUUGUAAUGUGAAUACCAUGCUUGCAGUGCAUCGAUUUUUGGUAGUAAGCUGCGGAUAUUACAGUGCACAAAAGAGGUGUGUGGUUUUUUUUUUUUGUUGUUUUUUAGCUGGAAGGCUAGAAAUGGAAUCUGUUGUGUCCUCUUUGGUAAACUCAUAGGAUUCAGGACACUUAUUGGAAGUUGGCACACAGAUGGAAUGUGGCCUGUGCUUCCUAUGGUCGUAUGCUCCCCAGUGACUUAACUAGGGAAUUUUACUCCACCUAGGGAUAGUCAAUUGGCUAUAAAGUUUGACAUAUGAGAUGGGAGGGAUUGGAUAAAUAGCAGGCUGCACUAAUGAAUCAAGUUUGUCAUAUUAAGGGCAAAAAUACAUAGAAUGAUAAUGCAUUGUGAGGGUUCCUAAUACAUAGGGUGCCGGGGUGAGACAGUCACUGUUGCAGGAGUUAAUUGAGAUCAGAGAUUACCUGUGGAUGAGAGCAGAGGGAUGCCAGAUUAGUUUACAUUAGUCCAGGUGAGUGAAAGAAUUGAAGAUGCUGAGUUAGUUCCCUUGGUAAACUCCUAGGAUACAGGACACUUAUUGGAAGUUGGUACUGGAUGGAUAGUGGCACACAGAUGGAAUGUGGUCAGUGCUCCCUACGGUCAUAUGCUCCCCAGUUUGGCAUAUAUUGUAUUUGGAAAAGUGCAUGGAUAUUUUUGAUCCCUUUUCUGAGUCUUUAACUUGACUUUCUCAACAACAAACCUCUUCUCUUGCUAAACCAUUUUAUUUUUUUAAAACAAAUUUCAAGCUAAUUUUCUUGCAGCACCUCCAGUUCUCUUUCUGUGUGUGUUAUGAGAUCCUUGACCUUGAUGGAAAUAGUAUGAAAAGAUAACUGCAAAUGAUAUAUUGGUGGUCAGUGGCAGAUCUUACAGCUAUCUGAGGAGUGGCCAGUGAAGUUAUCACUAGGCUGUAAUGUAAACACUGCAUUUUCUCUGGAAAGACCGUCUACAGCAAAAACACAAAUAGGCUGUAGUUGUUCUGGUGACUAUAGUGUCCCUUUAAUAGUAAUGUGUGCUUGCAUGUUGUGUAUUUUCUCUUGAGAAAUAAUGGUGAGAAAUCUGCUUCCAUUCUUCUUUGAAUGAGAUGCUUUGACUGCAUUGCUUACAUUCUGGUACUAUCCAUUCACUUGCAAAUGCAAAUACUCUGAAUUUGGUUAAUUAGGGUGAUAUGCUACUAUUGACUGUAAAAAACUAAAAACUUUGUGCAAUAAUAAAUAUCUUUAUAGCAGCAUAGUUGCACAUUCUAUGCUUGUAAUGUCUGUGUAAAAAUCUAAGAAUUUAGAGAAAUAAAACAUUACCGAUGGUUUUGAGUGGCCUUCCAUUGUAAAUACAUAAUUAGUUGGAUUUUUUUUUUUUUUCAUUCUGCAGUCGCUGCACGCCAUGGACUCCAAAGCUUGGGAAAAGUUGCUGUUUCUCGGCGUAUGCCACCACCUGCAAACCUGCCCAGUCUGAAAGCUGAAAAUAAAGGCAAUGACCCCAAUGUGAAUAUAGUGCCGAAGGAUGGCACAGGAUGGGCAUCUAAGCAAGAUCAAUCUGAAGAAGAGAAGUACGUAUAUCUGUUGGCUCUGUCACACCCACUCAAUUAAUUAAGAAUUUUGUAAUGCUAAAAUCUUAAUCAUUGAGAUUCCAAUACAUUUUAAAGACCUAAGACAAGGUAGGAACUUUGUCUUAUGGUAAAUGCAUAUGUUGACAAAAGGCAGUGCUACUGCCAGCGAGUUUUUUCAGUUAUCAUAUUUGUAGUUUAGACAAUGUUUUGUAGACUAACAACAUAAAUUAAGUUUCUAAUCUCUAAAUUGCUAGAUUACUACUCCGCCAUAUUUGGAUAACCAGCCCUUUCUUUUUAUGAACAUGCUGAUCGGAUUAAUGUUGACUUAUAUUAUCAUGACAAGCUUAAUGCUUUUGGGGGUUAUUUUUAUUUAUUUUUUAUUUUUUUGGUAGGGUGUUCACGCUAAGAAUUGUAACUGUAUUUUAGUUGUGGUCUUAAGUUUUUUUUUAUUUUUUUUAUUCUGUUUUUAAAGAACACCAGAAGUGCCACCUCCACCACCAAAACCAGUUGUUCCACCGCCAACAGAGGUCCCUGUUGCCAAGUCAUGGGCCAGUACAAAGCCAGGCGGUCAAGCAGAUGGUAAGAGUGUGUGUUGCUUGGUUUUUUUUUUUUGGUUGUUUUUUGUUUUUGUUUUUUUUGGGAGGGGGGGGUUGUUCUUUUAACAUCAUGGCAUCUUUAAAAAAAUUAAUUGAUCCUUUAGAAACCAUUUGGGUUUUUUCCCCCACUAUUUACAGAGUUUCAUUUUAGAAUAUCAAUAUCUAAAUAAAACUCUUUAAAACCGUAACAGAAAUAUUUAAUGUGGAAUGUGGCAGUGUUUUCUUAGAUGAGAACCCUCGUUUAUUUGUGAAUAAGCUGGCUAGCCUCCAGUCCUUAGUCACUGAAAAACAAAUCUUUUGGAACUCUAACAAUAUUUCUGGUUGAUGCUUCUCUCAUUUCAAUUACCCUGCUUAGUGCCCUCGCCUCCAUAGCACUGCUCACACACUCUCCUUUUACUGUUCUGUUCUUCCAUACACCACUUUUGCUAGCUUAUUUUGAGACCGGCCUCUAACCCGUCAAUCCCUCCUCCCCUCUGACAGGCUGUUAUUCCUCGUAGUUUGUAAGCUCAUUUUAAGCAAAGCAUUGUAACCUCUUGUACAUUAUCCACAUUCUAUAAUUGUAAAACACUGCAGCAUAUGUUGGUGCAAUAGUAAUAUCUGCAGUGUCAUACACAUUAACAGAAAUUUUUAGUAGAGUAGCUAUGGGUUAGAUUAUUCUUAAGCGUUUUGGAGGUUUGUGUUAUGGAUUAGACUUGGAGCUAUGGAUGUUGGUUUGGGUUGAAUCUUUAAGGGGGUAGGGAUUUUCACUCUGUUUUCUAUGUUUUUAUUAGCAGUUAGGCUGCAAUAACUUCAGCUGUGUGGAGAGAGGUAAUUGAGGUUCAUAGCACAUUGAGUAUGUUGGGUCACUAGGUGUUAAUCAUACGUGCUAGAUGCUGUGGGGACUGCAAGUUAGUUUUGCAGUCCACAGUAUAUGUAAAACUUUUUUCUUAGUGCUGUGGGUAGAACACAAACCCUAAUGUGCACUAAUGUUCGUGCAGGCUCAUUCAAAGUGGCACUUAGUGGGGAUUUGAGCUUUCAGAGUUUAUUGGACCUUUGGAAUGUAAUGAAAUAUGAUAUUGAAAUUCAAAAGGUGCAAUCAUUGCCAGCUAUGUAUGCAUGCAUUAAUGUUAAUAUAACUUUUUUUUAUAUUUGUGAAUGAAGGUAUUCCGGUAAACCGUUACUUUCAGCAAGAGUUUCCCAGUCUGCAGGCAGCUGGGGACCAGGAGAAGACAAAAGAGAAGGAUGCAGUGGAUGACAGCCAUGGACCUGGACUCAGCUUGCGCCCUCAAAGUGCGUCUGCAUUUAAUUUUAUUGGUUCUGUUUGGAGGAUGUCACACUUGUUCUCUAAGCCAGGCGUGCUUGGAGAAUAAGAUACAAGAAUAAGACAUAAGUACAGUAAUUAAAAGAUAAGUCAGAAGCAACCAGGAAUUCACAACCCACAUUUUUCUGGUUGUACCAAGAAUAUGGUGUUCUGUUCAGUUGUGGCCAUUCAGGUAGACAUGAAGCCCCUCUGUGUAAACAGAAUAUAACCUCUAUUGUACAGUCAAGAAUCAAUGUCACAGCAGUGCCAAAAACAUGAUUGUUUUGAAAAUGGCCUUAUACCUCUUUGUAAAUUGGGGCCCCACUCUUUCCAAUAAGUAGCUUUACAAAAUUAUAUUCAUAAAAAUAUCAGGAAGUAUUUCUUUGAGAGGGUAGUGGAUGCAUGGAAUAACCUUCCAGCUGAAGUGGUAGAGGCUAACACUGUAAAGGAGUUUAAGCAUGCGUGGUAUAGGCAUAAGGCUAUCAUAACUAUAAGAUAAGGCCAGGGACUAAUGAAAGUAUUUAGAAAAUUGGGCAGACUAGAUGGGCCGAAUGGUUCUGAUCUGCCGUCACAUUCUGUUUCUAUGCUUAUUUAUGUUCUGGUGACUAUAGUGUCCCUUUAAGUAAAUGUUAUAUUACCCAAUGCUGUGGCUAAGAAUCAAAGGCAAUUUACAAUGUGGCAAUUUCCUUUUUAAAAUUUAAUGCUAGUCUAGCUGUUUGCUAUUUUUGAUUUAAAUCUGGAGUAGAGUGUUCCUUAUCGAAAAGGGUAGAUAAUUAUCCCAUGAAUGCCUAUUGUUUAAAUUGUCCACAAUACACAAAUCAGGAAGUGGUUGAAUCUACUAAACUUUAUCCUGUCCGUGCUUUAAGAGGUUGUGAUGUCAUUGUCUGAUUUGAGUUAAAUCCGUUCACUUUUUAAAAUAUAAUACACAUGUGAGUAGAUGACUUGUGUUCCUUUAAUGAGUUCUGAUAAAUUCUCUUUACAGCUGAUGUGGCCAGCUGGCGGGAAGGUGGAGGAAGAAACCUUGGUACUCCUUUGACUCCCUCUGAACAAGAGAAUGGAACUUCAGUUAUAGAAGAUGCUGAUCCGGGAAAGUCCGGUGAUAAAAGAGAAAACAGGCCAAGUCAUGGCACAGCUCCUCAGCUUAAAUUAAAUGGGCAACAGCCUGGUUUACCCCCUCAGUACAGAGGGAUAAUACCAAAUUUAGCUGGAAAUGUAAGUUUAACGAGUGAGGUAAUUUGAUGUUGUCAUUAGUACAUUUGGUGAAUGGUAUAGAAUCUUGCCUGCUGCUUUACAAUCUGUGAUUUUUGUGAAGUCAUAUGCAUUUUAUUGAGUUUGUUUAAAUUAAAAAAAAAAAAAAUGUUGUACCCCUGCAUGAAGUGUGUGUAUAUAUUGAGGCUCAAUUUCCUGUAGCCAUUGGAAAUAGAACAUCAGCCCUGGCAAGUGUCAUGAGCCCUCUGCUGUGUGUGAGGAUACUCCUGGUGGCAGCAACUUUAUUAAAGUGGUUCUGCCACUUUUUAAGCUUUUCAUAACAGAAUCUUUAUGAAAAGCUCUUUUUGACCGUGUUGAAAUUUCUUCAAACUUCCAUAACAAUCAAGAUACAGGAGACAAAGUAGAGGGACUACUUUGUCUUGUAUGAUUGGCAAAAGCAUUUCUGCCACUAUAUCCAUUCAGUAGUUGGUUGCAAUUGGUGUGGAAAAGAGCAUAAUGGGUAACAUUUUCUAUGGAAGAUCUUACGAUCUUGCAGUAUCUUCCAUAGACACAGUUUUACUCUUGCUCAAGAGUAAAAUGACCACAGCUCCUUGCAGAUAAAAUCUCCAGGAGCAGAAUGAUGGUGGUAUUAAGAUAUGAUUGGGUAACUAUAUCUCUGUCUCUACUUUCCACUCUGCCACCCCCACACAAAUUGCAUUUUCUGUGAUAGUGUCUCUUUAUCAUUGGCUGCUCAGCUGAUAUUCACUAUGAUCAUUCACCUUAAGAUCAGCUACUACAUGAUCCUAUUUUGGUUUUUUUCUUCAUGUUUUAUCACUUGUAAAGCAGUAAAGAGUUCAAAUGUGAAAUCCACAGGCAGCUGCGCAAGGCAUACUGCACCCACCUAGAAUACUUACAGGCUUGGAAUUGUUGGAUGCAAAUUGUCAUCCGUGAGCAUAAAGGCGUUAUGUGCUGUUUUCCUGUCCGUUCUCCGUGGUCACAUGACAGGUGGAGGUUUGCAGUGACAGUUAUCUUAUAGACAUGGCAGAUAGUGUUGGGCAUGAAAUAUAAUGGCCAGUCAGUAUGAAAUGUUUAUUUGUUUGUAAUAAAACUGAUCAGUUUUACUGGGAAAGGUUAGUUUUACUAUGAACUUUGCCCAAAUUUUUCCAUAUCGUUCCUUCUCUGUAAAUUUUAAGUAACUUUAAAUUAGCAAAUAGUCUCAUUCUUGACAAUCUGAAAAUACGAGAGAGAUGGAACAUGGAACAAGCUGUAAUGUUUAAAAUAGUUAAAAUUCUUUUUAUUCUUUUUAAACCAGAAAUGUAACCAAUUUGUCAUGUUUAUUCUUUAUGGUAGUCUUGCAUUUAAAUAUUAACUAACCAUCUUGGCAUAGUAACACUGGAAAAAAUAGUGCUGCUUUUCAUAGCAUGGUGUUUUCAACCUCUUCAUAGUUAAAAGAAAAUGGGACUGCGUCACACAAUAAGAUUUUAAUUCACUACAGAAAAAAGUUUCAAGUGUCCUUGCAAGAAUAAUUCACACUGUAUAGGCAAGUCAUGGGGCUACAAGACCACUUCUGUUGUUCCUUGCUUUGACUUGGUCAUUGGAAAAUCUUUGACUAUGCAAACUAUUCAUUAUUAGGGCAGGAAAAGGACUGUUAUGGUAUGUAGAUAGAGUAUAAAUGAUUAAGGAACUAAAUAAAUAAAGCAGGUAGACAAUACAUGAACAUUCUAAUCACAUACAGUACUGUCUUUCCACAGAUGUUCCCUGCCUACCCAAGACUGCCGUUUCCCCCUCUUCAGCAGCCAACCAGAUAUCCUGCCCCUGCAGAAUCCAACAGGUAGAAAGGACCUUGAAAAUUCCUUUUGGCUCUAGAUGAUUAAGCUGGUUUGCAUUGCUUAUUUUUCAGGUUUUUAUUUUUUUGCAGAAACAGCAAUUUUUUCUUUGCCUGGUUAACUUUUCUUUAGUGAUAGUCAUGUUAAACGCAGGAGCAGUACUCUCUGCACCAGCAUUAACCACUUUGCACCAGAGUUUUUCUUUUGUACUUUAUGCUAAAGGACAUGCAAAAACAUCUUGAGCAUGACCGUGUUCCUUCUGAAAUUUGAGGCUUCGUCUGUCCACUUAGAUAUAUUCUACUACCAUGCCCAGGAACAACUUGAACUAAUGUAAAAUAAAAACUAGAAUUUUGCUUGCAAUUUGAUUAUCACACUGUAUAAUGAAUCUGCCUACUUUUUAAAGCUUCAAUUGAUAGAGCAAUUUUUUCCAGGAAUGCCAGAACAAGACCACCACAGUCAUGGGUUACUGCAGGUGUUGAACGUCCUAGUAUCAUUAGUGCUAAUGAGCUGAAAGAGCUGGACAGCUUAGACACCGAAGCAGAUGAGGGCUGGGCAGGUAAGCAUAUAUCCAGAAACUCUGUAUAUCCUGGCUGUACCUGGACCGAAAAGGACUGUAUUGAUAAACUGGUUUGCAUUUGUUAAUAAUUGUUGAUAAAUGCAAUUAGAACCAGGUUAUCUCUUUUGUCAUGUUUAACUACAUUAUGGUGCUGCUGCAACUGUAAACAUGAUGGUGAAAACUGAAGUAUUAUUUUAUUAUUUUUUUACUUUUAUUUUCUUUGUCCUUUGCGAGGGACAUGGUCCUGAGAAUGAGUUUAAAUGCAACACCUUAGAAAUUGCAGCUUCUGAAACAGCAUUGCUUCUGGGUGGCAAUCAGAUACACUAGUUAUUUGCUUUCUGUUUAAUUAUCAGUAUUGUCCCUCUUUGUUUUCAAAUUUCUGCCAAUUAAGUUAGUACUGUACAAGGAAGGAUACAUCUUUUCACAUAAUUAUUAGAUGUCAUAUGAGUGAGCAGAUAUAUGCAUAACAAUAUAGUUCCCGGAAAUCCCCUGUUUCCACAAUAUGCUCCAGGUCGUUAGACACACAUUUUGGAGUCCUGACUUACUGUACAUGUUUUUGUUUUACUUUUUGAACACUCAAAGUACCAUAACUGCUACAGUGUACUAUAGUAGAUAUAGUACCACUCCUGGGUUUGUAGAGUGUACCUACUUCUUUCAGAAAGCAGAUGGCUUUCUGCCUGAACCACUACAGCACAUUACAAGGACAUGCAUAAUUUUGAGUCAACUGUCUCAUUCAAAAGCUUUCACUUUGACUGAGACAGUUGUCUCACUCUGUAGGCUGAAACAAAUAGGUCAAUAUGGAUAUGCGUGGUUUUUUUUUUACCUGCUUCUUCUUUCUUGUACUUUCCACACCCACUCCAGAAGGGACGCUGAUCAGUGUCCUAUUCCUAGUAUUACUGGAAAAGUGCAUUGGGCACACCUUAUAGAUGUGCAGUUGUAAGAGCUCUUUACCUUGCAACAUUCUGACAAGGGAAAAACGGGAGUCUGUGAUUAUGCAGAGCAGGCUUCGAUUUUUAUUUUUUAUUUUUAUUUUUUUAUUUUUUUUUCCUCUCCUGCUACUGCACAAUGAUGCCCUGCUUCUGUCAUUAGUGGACUUGUCUGAAUCUAAAGUGGGUUGGGAGGGUGCUGAAGAAACUCUCCUAGUUGUGCCCAAUAAUGCAUUCUGACAUUUAUAGUAAGUUUAUAAAAACAUUUAUUAAAUACUUUUCAAACUUUUCCUUGCUUUAUUUAAGUUUGUAUAUUUGUUUAAAUGUGUUUGCUGGUUUAUUUUUUUUAUUUUUUUCAUAUAAAUUCUUUUAUUCAAUUUCUUACAUAAAUACAAAUAUCAGCACAACACCACAAAUCACAUAACAUCUUUACACCAUCAAAACAUUCACAAUAGACAAACAAAUUACACUAUUAUCUGCGGGAUCAGGCUAGUAUAAGAAUGUGUCUUAGCUCAGGACUCUUACUCUUCAAGCAUUACCAGAUCUAAUGGGUAUCUGUUUAAUUUAUAUAGUAGGUUCUAUUUUAUUAACCCAUCUUUGCCAUAGAUCCCUUCUUUUUGGGGAAUUCAAAUACGGUAUACUUAGGUCUUUUUCCAUCCUCAUCUGAAGGAUGAUUUGAUCUUUAAUGGCAUCCCAAUAAACUGCUUGAUUUGUGUUUGCUGGUUUAAAACAUUGUCACCUGAUUCAUGUUUUCUUAUUUGAUCUCAAUGUAUGGUGUUUUUGUUCCUUCUACAAUUUGUAGGAGCUCAAAGUGAAGUGGAUUAUACGGAACAGCUGAACUUCAGUGAUGAUGACGAACAGUCUUCCAGUCACAAAGAUAAAACUGAGAGCUGGUAAAUCUACCUUGCGUCUUUGGCUCUUUCCUAGCUAUUUUGCCUACUUCCCUUUUAAAGUAUGGCUGACCAGUUUUUGUGUUGUACAUUGGCUCGCUCUAAGCAAUACAACUCUGUAGAAUUUCUGCACAUAGGUACUGCCUCUUUUUUGAUAACAUUAGUUGAGUGUGCUAGGGCGGGUUAACAUAAUUCUCUUGGCAAAUUGGCUCCAUCCAGGUCUGCAGAAAUUGACAUGGAUGGUGAUACCUGAUGUUGGGUAAGAGCCAUGGUUGAACUCCAAACUAUAAACAAGCUAUUGUGGAGCCCUUUUAACAAUAAGUAAACUGUUUAAUUUGACUCUUAAUUUUUUUUUUAAUUUACUCCUACUUUACAUAGGGGUGAAAGGAUUGCCAAAACUGAGCAAAUUCAAGAAAAUACAAAUGAAGACUCAGAAGGUCAAACCCGCAAAGAAACAGAUGAGCGAUUGGUCACUACUUCUCCUGCAGCUUUGGGUCCAAAAACACUACUAGGCAAAGCUCCUUCUCUUGAUACCCAGGUUUGUUUGCUUACUAAGCAAUAUUUAUAGUUAUGUGCUUUGGGCCUUCAUAUAAGACAUUAAGGCUUAGCGCACCACCUAGUACAGCAAUGGUAAAUGUUGGAAUUACAAAUCUUGCUAUUCUUUUCAAUGGUAACGUGCUACCUAAUUAUACCAUGUGUCAUUAAAUACCAUUUCACCAAACCUUUGAUCAGAUUUUUAGAAUUAAGGCUCCUCUAUAACACAAUUUUAUUUUUGUCAUUUAAAGGAGCACUAUAGAGCAAGGAAAACAAACUGUUUGUUAGGGUUAUUGGUCCCACCCCCCCCCACCCCUCGGAGCCCACCUCCCGAUGGGAUGAAGGGGUUGUGCUGGUGUCCUCUCUUCCCCCUGCCGACGUCUGCUCCCGAGUGGAGCCGAAUGCAGAUGCACGGUCAUAGGUGUGCACGCAUUCAAACUGCCCAUAGGAAAGCAUUGCUCAGCAUGGCUUGAUUAGCCCUCAAUGUAAACAUAAACUGCAAUGUUUUCAGCUGCAGGGUUAAAACUAGGUUGUCCUGGCACCCAGACCACUUCAUUGAGCUAAAGUGGUCCUUUAAGUUUAUGCUGUAAUUGAAAUUUCUGACUUUUUUUGUUUAGAAUUCAGCAGAUGACAGAUUUGUCAUUAAUAUUUUAUUUCUUCUCUACCUCCAAUAGGACAGGCGUCAAAUGCCACCACCUCUCUUGGCUCUUGAUAAAGGAAUUCCACCCUUGCUGCAUACGAAAAAUGCACCUCCACAGGUUUGGUUAUAGAAUGCUCAUCUGGGAUUUUAUUGUGCUUACAUCUUCCUAUCUGGGGAAUUUUGUUGGGGAAUAGACUCUUAAUGGAACACUCCAAGCACCAUAACCACUACAGCCAGAAAUGGUUGCUAGAGUGUCAAACCGGAAAAUCCAUUAAAGCUCCAAAGAGCUAAUUUUACAUUUCUCUGUGAACAUGCAACUAGUGGCAGUCAGACAGAAUGACUCCUAGAGGCUCUACUUAAGACCUUAGAAUUGUAAUUAUUUAUUUUUUUUUAAGAUUUUUACAUCAUCCUAUUCCUCUGUGAGAAGGAUUGGAUACAGUGCUUCACUAUGCCAAACAACCAAUUGGCGGAAUUUGGCAAUUGUCAUGGAUACAUCGUGGGCCUGCAAUGCUUCUCCAUGAUAAGCCUUAGAUUAGACCAAUGAUAAUCAGUCCUGAUAAUUAGAGUAGUAUCAUCUACUGUGAGGGGAAUGUCUCAUUGCAGGGUUAGAGGUUAACGUAAGUUUCUUUUUUUUUUUUUUUUUCUCCCCAACAAUUGAGGAUCCAGUAUCUUAAAAUGCAAAACUCUUAACAUCAAAAAAUUAUAAAUUAAAUCAGUCUGGUUCAGUAUAGUCUUCGCUUAAAAACCUCAUUGGAUGAUUUUCAUUGAGCGUUAAAUAUAGUAAAACUAGCACCUAUUAUAAAAUCCUCUUUAGAUAAAGAAAAAAAUAAUGGGAUAAUGUAUUGGCAAUUAAUGUGUGCAGUAUAGUAUUUGUAUCUCUAAAGGGGCACGCACAUGUGUAGGGUGCACUGUGUAGCCUUUUUUACAGUGAAUUCUGCUGGGUCUGUUUAAUCAAAACCAAUGGCGUCUUUUUUUGUUUUGUUUGUUUUUUUUUGUUUUUGUUUUUUUAAAUAUUUAUUUUCUUGGUUUUCCCCAGCACUCUACUCAAGGACGCCAAGUUGCUGCAAGUAGACCGGGUGCUUUACCAUCACGCCCCAGUGAGGAUGAAGUGUGGAAGCAAAGACGCAGUAGGCAGCCAGCAGAAGUUUCAGCUGCGGUGGAGAGAGCACGCAAGAGGCGCGAAGAAGAGGAACGCAGGAUGGAAGAGCAGAGAAAAGCUGCAUGUGCCGAGAAAUUAAAGCGCUUGGAAGAAAAGCUUGCAGCUUCAUCUGCAUCUGCUGCAUCUUCUGAGAAACCUUCAUCUGAGAAACCUCCUGAGGAGAAAGCAACUCCUGAAGAUUUACCUGCCGAAUCUAUGCCUGAAGAGGAGAAAGCUCCUAGUGAGAGUGAGGAACAGAUAAAAGUAGAGCCUGACAGAAUAGAGUCACCUGCACAACUAGAGGCUAAAGAAGAAGAAGAAGAAGCAGCUAUUCAUAUUGAAGAACAAUUACCUUCUCAAGACUGUGGAGGUGUCACUGUUUUGAAAGAGAAAGCAUCAGAUAUAGGUAUCUUUAUCAUUUGUCACUUAAUCAUGGAUAUUUUUUGUAUUUUGACAGGAUUAUGUUGUUGCAAAUGUUUUUACAAAUAUAUUUUAAACCAAUGGUGUUUAUGAUCAGUAUUUUAAAUUGUUUUUAUUUUAAUUUCACAGAUGAAGGCCCACACUUUGACAGGCGAGAGAGCACUUCAAGUGAAACUGAGAGCGCAACAGUACCGAUUCCGCUCCCAACCACUGUCUCUAUCCUUCAGCCCCCUUCAAUUCCUCCACCCACGACGCCUCUCCCACCCUCCGCUUCUCCAAUACCAGCACCUGUGCUGACCCACGAGAAUGAGUCGGACCCAGGUACCCAACAGCGUCCCUCAGUAUCCUCUGGCUAUUCAAAGCAGUUCCAGAAAUCUCUGCCCCCAAGAUUUCAGAGACAACAGGUAAAUAAAUUCAGUGUUCUAGCCUUUCUUAAUUACUAAAAUUCUCGAUUCUCCUUAUGAAUUUUGUAGUCUUCCUCGUUUUUUUUUUUGUUUGUUUUUUUGUUCCGUAAUAACCUCCUUUAAAACAAAUGUUCAACAUUGCACCACAUAUUUAAAAUCAGGUUUUAUAAUUGAUUUGUAGAAAAAAUGUACUUAACUGAAAUUGCUCCCAUACACAUUAAAUACACCAUAUAUCACAAAGAUACAUGGUGUAUUAAAUGUAAAAUAUAAAUAUUUACUCUCUUUUCUUCCAAUCUAGCGCAACUUCAUGCAAUACCCACAUUUUGGCCACCACCGCUCCACCUGGAGUCCUUUUUCAUUUGUCAGCUUGGGAUGAAUCCCCAAGCAGUACAAAUCUUGUCUGUGACUUGCAAAGUAGCCAGCAUGCUGAUGUGUGAACGGAGUUAGGUCACUCCAUUGCCAGUGUACGAAGUUCCAGCUAGGGAAUUUCCAUAGCAACCACAGUGCAUGCGCUGUGGUUGCUUUGGGUAAAGAGCAGAGGGACCUCCUGUGGGGGUCUUUUUUACUCUCCCUUGUAGGUCAAUUGACUGACAGGUGGGAGAAAAAACUCUUUAUUUAGGUUCUCUCCUAAUUUAUACAUUUGCUAGGAAAACUGUUAGCACAAUGUAUAGAUAAAAUGUUAUGCUCAAUGAACAGAAGUUGUUUGGGGCAUGGCAGGUUAAUACCCUUUCAUUCAUGACAAUACCAUAUAGGCCUUUAUAACGGCUGGCUGGCAUUGCACAUUGUUGUCUAACAAUUCCCUAGUGCUUCUCAUUUAUUUAUUUUUUUCCCUUAGUGCAAUAAUUUGUAGAGUAAAAUAAGUUUGACUUACUCUAAAUUGAUAAUAUUGCUUUUAUAUACAUUCAAUUUCAUAUGCCACUUGAUUGAUCAGAGCUACAAUUUAUCCAUACCCAUCUGUUGAGAAUUAAGAUCCUACUUACACCGGAUUAACUAAUGAUGUUUUGUGUCAUCUGCAAACCCUUACAGGUACAUUUAACGCCAAUUGCAAAUUCAUUAAUAAAGAGAAGUUGACUAUGCAACAUAUGUCCAACUUAAUAAAGUUUUGACCAUUGGAUAAUGUUGGACUAUAGUUCUCAUUAUCUGAAUUAUACAUGUAGAAAGCAUUGUUUUCACUGCCAUAGAAAGGCUGUGCUACCAAAUAGUGUCAUUCUAUGUAAUUUUGGGUUUAUAAGUGAUGCUUAAUCACUGCUAUAGUAAAACACUUGAUAGAUGAAGUAAUGUGAAACUCAGUCCUGAAUUCAUACAUUUUAGGAGCAGAUGAAGCAGCAGCAGUGGCAACAGCAGCAGCAAGGAGUUAUUUCUCAGAAUACUCAGUCACAGCCAUCUAGCAGUCCCGUACCACCUCCUCAACACAGGCCACUUUAUCAGCCCUUGGGACCACAUCCUCCACAUUUAACUUCUAUGGCCUUUGACCCUCGUUGGUUAAUGAUGCAACCUUACAUGGAUCCCCGUAUGAUGUCUGGACGUCCUGCAAUGGAUAUUCCUCCAAUUCACCCUGGUAAGCUAAAAUCCAUAUUGGUUAGUUUAAUUUUUGAGAAAUGCAACUGUAAAAGUGUAAUGUUAUGUAUUAGUCCUCAUGUUUUUAAAACGUACCAUAUUUAUUCACAGGAAUGAUAGCAACUAAGCCAAUCAUUAGACGUGAACCCACUGAGGGCCUGUCAGCUGCCUCUGAACCUUAUGAGCACAUAGCUCGGCCUGUUAGAGACCAUGGCGUUCCACUCUCAGAACCCCGUAUAAUGUGGGGAGCCGAGCCUUAUCCACAUCAAGACACUCCGCAGGUUACAACAAAAGCACCAGAAGAAGCUGAAGAUUACAGGUAGGCUACUCCCUAAACUGUUAAAAUACAAUUCUUGGGGGGAGGGGGCAGGACUCGGGAGAUUACGUUGUUAUAGUGCCUACAGUGUUACUUUUGCUGAAAUUUGUCAAUUGUGUGUUAACCCUCAUGUGAUUUACAGUGCAUGUUUUACAUAGUUCUAUUUUCCCUUUAUUUUAAGUUUUUGACAUCUGUUGAGCACAUUUUAAAAACUGUUUAGCUUCACUUUCAGUUAGUCAGUCUAAAAAUAAGUUUUGGUUAAUGUUAUUUAUUUUCUCUUUAAAGAUCUGAAGGUCCUGUGGAGCAGGACGUUGUCUCUGAAACUUAUGCGAUAGAACAUAACCAAUUUGACCAACAACCCAAAACUGAAUUUUACUCCAGACCUCGAGAGACAGAACUUCAUAGUACACCAACCCGGCCACCAGAGCCUGCUCCACUAAUUCAGCCUGAAGAGCAAGAAACAGCAGUUUCUAGGUUUGAUCAGCCAGAAAAGCAUGCCUGUUUAGAAGAUAAUACAACUCAGAUUGACAUGCAACCUGUCUUGACUAGAAGUCUUUCUACUGAGUCUUCACACACCAUUAAACAGGAAGAAAGGAGGUCAGAUGCAGUGCAGUUGAACUGUAAAGUUUCUAUUAGGCCACCUGAACCAGCAAAAGAAAUAGUGGAGGAAAAAGCAAGGAAGGACAUUUUCCAGAAUCCAAAGCCAUCUGAGGUCUCUAAAAUAGAUAAGCCUUUUAAAUCAAAAUCUGAAACUAGGUGGGGUCCCAGGCAUGGAUCUAGAGGCAGAGAUGAAGGCAGUGAUAGACCUGUGAGAAGGUCUGGUCCAAUUAAAAAACCUAUUCUCAGGGACAUGAAAGAGGAAAGGGAACUAAGGAGAGAAAAGGAAGAAGAAAGGUUUGGUCACGAGAAGCAUAUAAAAUCAGAAAAAGUGGAAAGAAAAUCUCCUCCAAUUCUGCCUGUUCCUGGUCCUCCUGUAUUGGUCAACAAGACUGAGCAAGAUAAACUAAUUCCAGAAGCUUUGGUACCUAAAAUGUCACAAGCAACCACAUUGCAUUCAGAAAAAUCUCCUGAAAGACCUGAGCCCAUGCCACCACAACAUGUAGUCCAACCAGCUACAGUCAAUCAACCAAGUAAAGAGGACAAGAUUAUACGAAUAGUCAACAAGGAACAUCCUUCUGACAAACCCAAGCCAGAUUUAAGGCCACCACUCUCCUCCCAGCCUCCACCUGGGACAGUACCUCAUAGACGAGAGCCACUUUUACCCCCUAGGGCUUACAGAAAAGAAGCCAGAGACAGAGACUGGUUUCCUGAUCAAGGAUAUAGAGGUAGAGGCCGUGGAGAAUACUAUUCCAGAGGAAGAAGUUAUAGGGGUUCUUAUGGUGGACGUGGACGAGGCGGCAGAGGGCAGAGUCGGGAUUAUCCACAUUAUAGAGACACCAAACCACGAACUGAGCAAGUUCCACCUGGAGCCAUGAGACGUAGGGAAGAAAGUGAAACCCGCAGUGAGAGUUCAGAUUUUGAGGUAGUACCAAAGAGGCGUAGACAACGUGGCUCUGAAACUGACUCAGAUAGUGAAGGCAGAGAGAGUGCAAGCGACACCCCUCUAUCUGACAAGGAGAGUUCCACCAGGAGUAAACCUCAUAGAGAUGAACGAGCAGAAGGAAAAAGGGCACCAAAGUCUGUUUCAGCAGUCAAGUCUGAGCCUGGGGUAUCUAGGUCUGAUGUUAAGAUUCAAGAAAGGCCAUUUUCAAGAGAUGAGGACUCCAAAACAAAGCCUGGCUUCCUUCCUAAAGGUGAACCAUCAAGAAGAGGCAGGGGUGCUGGUGGUUUCCGUCGUGGGGGUAGAGAACCUGGAAUGCGUCCAACUCGACCCCCUCCGCCAAGGAGAUCUGGAUAUCGUGAUAAUCAGUGGAUUCCUAGACAACAGGAGUCUAGACCACACCUACCACCUAGAAUGGAUGAAGUGGAAAAUAGACAUAAUCAGGAUCACCAAGCUCUUCCUUCAGGAGAGAAGAGGCCUCCACUGAAAUUUGAGAGGAAGUUUGAUCCAGCUAGAGAAAGACCCAGAAGGCAAAGGCCUACUCGACCACCUAGACAAGAUAAGCCUCCUAGGUUCAGGCGUUUAAAAGAACGAGAAAGAGAGGAUGCUGGCAAGACAUUAGAAGCUACCAGUGCCACCAGUCAAACAGUGCCUGCAUCAAAAAUAGUGCAUGAGGUUCCUUCAGAUUUUUCUGGUAAUAAAACCCCAGAUUUAUCUAAUCAUAACUCCUCGGACCAGGCCAAUGAGGAAUGGGAAACUGCCUCAGAAAGCAGUGAUUUCAACGAGAGAAGGGAAAGAGAUGAGAGGAAAGCAGCCACAUCCAUGAAUACCCAGUCUCCUGCACCAACAAAGAUAUCGGAUGGUUUGGCCCAAUCUCCACCUAAAAGAGAGAGUGCAAAAAGGAGCUUUUCAAGUCAGCGACCUGGCAUGGAUCGUCAGAACCGUCGUAAUACUGGUGCUCCCAAACCUGGUAGACAUUAUUCGGGGCCCAGAGGUGAUAGGCGAAGUGGAACUUCUUUACAGAGGGGGAAAAGAGGGUAAGUGCUUUUUAAUACCUAAGCUUUGAAUGCAAGAUUUUCCAAAUAGAUUUCAAGGUUCAUAUGAACUUUUGCUACUCCUGUGACUUGGCUAAUGGGGAUGUGAGUCUAUUUGUUAGUAGUUCAAACAUAUGCUGACAAUCUUAGGCUUGGUGUUUUGCCACACAUGCACACUAGCCUCUCAAUGCUUUCCUAUGGGAAAGGUUUGGAUUGGCUGAGAUCAUAAAGACUGAUAAUCUCAGCCAUGGUAAUGGAGAAAAAGUAAGUAAAAUCACCUUUUCAAUGGAAUCUGAGGGGGCCCAAGGACCUAAAUAGCCACUCCAGGGCUAUAGUGUUAAAAUAGGAACACAUUAUAUAGUGUUCCUUUAAUUCUAACUUUAGUGUGCAUUAGAUUGCUAAGCUCUCCCUGUAAAUUUAUUUUGGUUGUUUUUUUGUUUUUUUUAAGUAUAAAUCGAUGCAGCUACUUUUCUUUCAUGUAGUUACUGAGCUGAUUUCAGCUGCUGCGCAAUUUUACUAUAUUUUUUUCCCCUAUGUGAGCAUGCUGGAAAAUCUAUACAAGCCAGAUAGGUUAGACAGUAAUUUUUCAUACAUGUUUACAGUAAAGUGCUGUAAGCUUAUCUGGGCAACCAAGCGAUUUCAAAGAUGUGGUUUUUGGUAGCCUUGUGUUUUUCUUCUCUUUUAGUAGCUUUAAUAAUUGAAUGCAGUUGAACUAUAGCCACCUCUAUUCGUGAAACAAGAUGUUUUCUAGUUUGUCAUAGCUAAAUUUACAAAAGCUUGGAUAUAUUUAAGUGUUCAGAAUAAUGUUUUAACCCCUUAAGGAUGGCGGGCGUGCUGUUCCGUCCUUGGGGACCCGUCUCUAAACGCGGGCGGCAUAGCACGUCCCCGCCGUCCUAUGUACUUACCCGGUCACCGGCAAUCGCAGUGGAGGUACUCACCUGGCAUCCCAGGGAGUCUCCCUUCUGCCAUUCCUGCCCUUCUGGGCCAUGUGAUCGUGAGGUCCUUGCAAGGACCUCACAAUCACAUGGACGGCAUAGCCGUCCAUAGCAGUGCCAGCAGGGGGAUUGCCUGUAAUUAGAGUCCCCCUGCCGCCUGUAAAAUGUGGGGGAAAAAAAGUUAAACAGUUUAAAAUAAAAUUAUAUAUACUUAGAUCAUAUAUAUGACGAUGUAAUUGUGAUACGUUUUACUGUUUUGAAACACUAAUAUUUGUGUUCAUCGAAGUCUCCUGAGUAUAACUGUACCUGUCAUGUACUGGUUUUAUGGGGUUUACAAAAGUUAGUCAAAUAUAAGGCUUGCGUUUCAAUUUUUUUCACAUUGAAGUAAGCCAGGUUGGUUACGUUGCUUUGAGACCGUAUGAUAGCCCAGGAAUGAAAAUUACCCCUAUGAUGGCAUACCAUUUGCAAUAGUAGACAACCCAAGGUAUUGCAAAUGGGGUAUGUCCAGUCUUUUUUUUUUUUUUUUCAGUUAGUCACAAACACUGGCCGAAAUUUGGCAUUCAAAUUAGUUUUUUGCAUUUUUCACCCACAAAUAUUAACACUAACUUUGGCCAGUGUUUGUGACCAAGUGGCUACUAAAAAAGACUGGACAUACCCCAUUUGCAAUACCUUGGGUUGUCUACUUUUGUAAAUGGUAUGCCAUCAUGGAGGUAAUUCUCAUUACUAGUCUAUCUUACGGUCUCAAAGGCAACGUAACCAAGCUGGCGAAUUUCAAUGUGAAAAAACGGAAAAAUUUAACAUGCUAUAUUUGACCCUGUAACUUCCCAAAACACCAUAAAACCUGUACGUAAGGGGUACCGUUUUACACGUGAGACAUCGCUGAAUACAAAUGUGUAUUUUAUUGGAGUGAAAGCAAACAGUUCUAUGACAUUCACAGUUAGAAUGUCACAUAGAACUAAAAAAAAAGUGUUUCAAUUCUUUUCUCCCAUUUUUUUAAAAAAUAUUUUCAUGUUAAAUUGUUUUAUACCUAAAUAUUUGAUGUUAAAUGAAAACCCUGUUUCCCCUGAAUAAAAUGAUAUAUAAUAAGUGUGGGUGCACAUAAUAUGAAAGAGGUGAAUUAUGCCUGACUAGACAUAUAGCGCAAUUUUUUGUUUAAGUUUUGUUUUGAUCACAACAUGUACAUUUGGCUCAGCCCUUAAGGGGUUAAAGUGACGUUCAGGUGACUGUUUUUUUUUUUUGUUUGUUUUUUGUUUAUAUGGCUCUAGCUUACAUGUAAUAUACAAGUUUGUCUUUCUGGUGUUGCAGCCAAGAACAUUAGACCCCUUGUUUUACCAUAUUAUCUUAUUGUAGCUCUGUAUUUGAAAAGUUUCUUUUAAAGGAAAACUAUAAGGUCAGUAAUACAAAUGUGUAUUCCUAACCUUACAGCGUUAAAAAUAUUAAGGUGGCCGGUCCCCAUUAAAGCUGUAAAAAUCUGAGAGACCAACACUGCACUGGCAAAUCAGUAUUUCUUCAUAGAGAUGCAUUGUGUUAAAGGGACACUGUAGGCACCCAGACCGGUUCAGCUAAUUGAAGUGGUCUGGGUGCAGUGUCUUUUUUGCACCUAGUGCUGCAAUGUUUACACCUAGUGCUGCAAGUCCACCUUCAGUGGCUGUCUAUCACUACCACUAAGUCUGCUCUGAGUGGCUGUCUACCACUAGAGGGCUUUCUGACUCAAAACGGAUUUUGGUCUGUUAUCUGACGCUGGACGUCCUCACACUAUGCAUGAGGACCUCCAGCAUCCGUCCCCCCAGAUAGUGUCCCUUUAAACUAAUACCGAUAAUUAGACAUCAAAUAUUGAUGACCUCAGAAUGCAAACUAUUCCAUGGUUUCCAAUGUGUUUAAUGAUAAAAGGUCAAAAUCAAAUGGAACUGUCUUAAAAUUAUGCGAAAUAAUCAACUAAUGGCAUAUCUAUAGCCAGUUGCAUUUUCUGUAUAGGACUGGUUGCCUAGCGUUUAUAUAUGUUAAUAAGGAAGCAAAACUAUAAUUUAACAUUUUCACCAAAUACCAAUUUGAAAUACCUUUUAUUAUAAUCAUUAUUCAUUAUUUAAAUAUUUUCUAAUGUAACUUUUGUUUACAUUUUUAAAUAGUCUAUGUGUUCAUCUCUUUUGGGAAAAAUAGAUUAAGAUUAUUUUCUUGCAGACAAAUUGAUGACCAAGCCCAAACUUCAGUACCUAUGGACUCUAGUGCCAACAGUAAUUCUCAUCACUAUCACUACCACUCUUACCAACACUCUGAAGAUGUUGGGGGUGCCUCAGGCCAACAAAGGGGGGGAUUCAAGGAAUCAGCUGGCAGAAAGAAAGAUGACCCUAAGACGGUUGUCAAGAAGACUAAAGAAAAAGUGGAUGCCUUAUCACAAUUUGACCUCAACAACUAUGCAAGUAUGUUGCUUUGUAAUAUGUAUCAAACAUGACUUGAUUAAAAAAUUAUGUAAAUGCCACUGUUCAUUUAGCUUUACAAUCACAUGCACUAUAUGGGUAAUGCACACCUACUGUCCUGUUGUAUCAUAGUUUAAAACCUAAAAAGAGCACUCCAGAAACCAUAACCACUACAUCCCACUGUAGCUUUAAUGGUGGCAGGAGUGCAUUGUCUCUUUUCUAGAGUAAGUAGCCAGACCAUUUAAAAACAGUUUGAAAGGUUAAUUUGUGUGAAACAAUCUGCACAGUUCUACUUCUAGCUCUAUAAUUGAACUAGAGCUCAAAAUUUCCACUAGCUAGUGGCGUCUGAGAAUUUAGCACUGGCAAGUAGAAAUUAAUCCCUGGUGUGUUUGCCAUGGGCUCGGCAGGCUUCCAGUUGCUAAUAACUUUUCUUAAAGGACCACUAUAGUGCCAGGAAAACAAACUGUUUCCUGGCACUACGGUGCCCUGAGGGUGCCCCCACCCUCAGGGUCCCAAUCCCGUGGCGCUGAAGGGAGAGGAAAGGGUUAAUCCCUUACCUUUUUUCCAGCGCCAGGCUCCCUGAAACUGCUAUGUUUACAGCAGAAACGGUUAAACCUAGAUGGACCUGGCACCCAGACUACUUCAUUAACAGAAGUGGUCUGGGUGUCUAUAGUGGUCCUUUAAGGUGACAACCCUUCUCCAGAAAGUAAAUGAUCUGUGUAGUGACUGCCUAAUUCCAUUUCAGGUGUUGUGAUUAUUGAUGACCAUCCUGAAGUAACAACCCUUGAAGACUCACAGUCCAAUCUCAAUGAUGGUUUCACAGAAGUGGUCUCUAAAAAGCAGCAGAAGCGCCUGCAAGACGAAGUGCGCAGAAAGAAAGAAGAGCAAACGGUACAGGUAUAAACGAAGAUUGGUGCUUGAACGUUCCAAGCAAAGUACCAAUAACUGAAAAAUUUAAUUGGGGGGUGGGUGACACUCAUUUUGGUUUUUGUUGAAUUUGCAGUAUUUUCAUAGACCGUAAUAUACAAAAGUCACCCCUGGGGUAUGGAAGCAUUUGUGUAAAAAAGAAAAUGUGCGUGACUUAGAGCUGCUUGGAUCACUACAAGCUACAGUCCCCGCAUCAUCAGACAGAUAAAAAAACGGGACUUUAUGGUGUUGCAUGUUUAAUUGCAUAGGUGACAACUGUGAUCUGCCUUCUUUGGUUCAGGCUUUUUAUAAUUUGGAUCAGUAACUUCAGUGCUUAAAAGGACACACUCUACGGCCUAAAUGCGAAAAAAACUAGAAUGCUAUUUAAUAUAUAUACACACCAAUGAAGACAUCCAUGCAUUAACUUGUGCAUUGGGGGUAUAUCUAAAACGGCUAUCAAGUCUCAACUGCUGCUUCUGCAAGCCUACCCCUUCUGAGCACGCCUAGAUUUUCUAUAGCUGUCCAAUCAGACUUUCUAAUGCAGCUCAAUGAGAAGUCUUUACUUGCCUGCCUUUUCAGUUUAGCUCCACCAAGCUAAACUACCAAAAAGUAACAGGGGCCCCCAAGGGGUGAAACAAGUUCAAUUUAGAAAAGUGCCAGUCUGUACUGAAAUCUGUGCUUAUUGUAAAAGAAAUAGAGGACACACUCAUCACACAUAAGCAAGCUAAAGUGCAUAAUGCAUUUGGCGUUUUCCUUCAAGGCAAUGCUUACUACAUGUGCUGGUGAGUGAUGUUUAUUAACUAACCUGACUGUGAGCAUGUUAGAAACUUUAGUUUUUUGUUUUUCAGGUCUGGAACAAAAAGGGGUCAGGUGAGAAAGGGAGAGGUCAGAAUUCCAAGCUUCCUCCCAGAUUUGUGAAGAAGCAGCAGCAGCAAGCAGCAGCACUGCAAGCACAGUCCUCUGUGAUAUCUACUCCACUGAAUACUGCCCCGCCUACUGCAUCUGCACCAGCUACAAAUCAGUCUCCAUCUGUACAAUCCCAGACCUCUGCAAGCACGGCCACAAAUGGCUCAGAAUUUACUGGACCUGUCAAAGCUCCACUACCUUCACAGCCACCUAGCACUCUUGGUACAGAGUUGUGGGAAAAUAAGAUGGCUGCUACAAAUGUUCCAAAUGAUAUAUCUAAGAAAUGUAUGUAUCUAAUUUAACCCUAGUUUAAAGAAAAUCAAACUUGUGCAUAAAACAGUUUGCAAUGUGUAGCGUUCCUGAAUAAGGAAAAAAAAAACAUUAGAAGCAGUGCUAGAAAUAGAAAGGACUUUGUCCUGUUUAGAUAAAAUAAGAACUGGGGGAAAAAGUAUAAUUAACAUAACAUUCCCCUGCCUCUUUCUAUUUCAGUGGGUAUAAGUCCUCCUCAACCACCAUCCUCCAGUGCAUGGAAUAAACCUCUUACAGGAUUUGUGCCAACUACAAGUGAGGUAAUAUAUCGAAGACUUGCCACUACUACCCUCACAUGGUUGUUUACCUAAAAGUGAAUUUCAAAUUUAAAUUCUAACCGCAAUGCUUUCAGUUCAACUGCUCUGCUCUUAGAAAUUCAGUUAGAAUUCACACUUUAUUAAAUAACCCUGUCAGAUUUUGUUGGUAAAAUUAGAGCAGAUUGAUCCAGAUUUUUCUCUCUCUCUCUCUCUCUCUCCACAUUAGUCUUCAAAGAAUGGGCAAGAUGCUACUGUAGACUUGGCUAUGGAAGCUAUACAGUUUGGAGCCCCGGUAUCAAGCAGCAGUGACAAUGAAGCUGCACCUUCUCUCUCAGAAAAAAACAUGGAUUCUUUUCCUGAACCCAAGGAACAGAGGCAGAAGCAGCCUCGUGCUGGUCCCAUUAAAACCCAAAAGGUAAUAAAUGUGACCUACUUUAAUUUAUAGUUUCACAAUGUUUCUUUCCUAGCUCAGUAUCUCACUGUUCUGGAACUGCAAUGCACAUGAUUUUGUGAGCGUCUUAAAGCUGUACUUCAGGCUUUCUAUAAUCUGGAAUUCUCUGUUACAUUGCUAGUUUGCUGUAACAAACUGCCAAACUGAACUACCGGACAGACAUUUACGUGUGAACGUUUUAGGUUUACAUAAUUGGGUGUGUAUAGUGUUUCUGAUUGUGAUUGUGCAGGGCUAAGCUUAUAACAACCAUUGAUAACUUCUAAUGCAUUUUAAAAAAAUGCUAUGUUUAAAAUUAUAGGGUAUACCAAAAGCAUAUGAGAACUGCACAUUCAUAGUUAAGUACAUUUUGCUAUUCAAGAUGCACUACACUUCUUGCCAAACUAGACUUAACAAUAUAGAGAAGAGUUAGAUUUAAUGUUUUAACACUAUGUAUAAAUUUAAUAAGCAUUUACUUGGCUAUGAAGACAUUGAUCAGAAGAUAUUCCUGUUUCCAAAGAUUCCAGAUCUCAGUCUAAUUCCAAGCAAAGAAUAUAAACCAGGGCCCAUUGGUAAAGAGCGAUCUUUAAAGAACCGUAAAGUAAAAGAGGUGCAGCAGGCAGAGCCAGAGAUUCAGGAGAAACAGAUUCCAGCAGCUGUACGAACUCCAGAACCUGCACCAUCAAAGGAGGUUAAAGCAGUGGCAGAGGUGAACUCUGAAAUCAGCAGCAUGCUGUCAGUCUCUGCAGCGGAGUUUGGUGCUACAACAAAGGUAGAUUUCCACAAAACCUUUAAUGAACAAAAUAAAAACAGCAAAUAUAUAACUGGAACUGCUUUUCAACAACCUGACUUGACUCUUGUCAUAUUUGUUUGUCCCAGGAAUCUGUAACUGAUUAUACCAGCCCAUCCAGUGCCCUUCCAAAUGCAGCAUCUUCUGGCAGCAGUAAAAUGGAAUCUACUUUGGUUCCAAAUGUAAGUUUGUUUUCUAUUUCCUAUUGCCUGUGUUUGAGUUACAAAACUCAAGAAAGGAUCAUUUGUUCUUACCAGAGCUUUGUUUAACGUUACCUGACACUAGACAGGAGGUUGCUUUUUCUACAAGUCCACACCCAGAUGUAUUGUCUGGGUUUUUAAGUACAUCUACUGGUAGAAGAGUGAAAGAUAUGCUUACACCAUGGAACUCCUUCCUUUGCCAUUGAUUUUUAUUUAUUUUUUGGUCAUGUAAAGGGAAGAUGGCAGGUAUCUUUCAGGUUGCUAUGGAACUAACUCAUUCGAUUAUGCCAGUUUUCCUUUGGGGAAAAAAAUGCAGUUACCUUUUUGAAAUGUGAUGCGUGAAACCUGCCUUUCAGGUACCUUUGCCCCAUGCUCUACCCCUGCCCAGGCGGGAAACUCUUCAGCAGAGCUCAAGCCUAACUCCUGUGUCUCCUGCUACUGUUGACCUCACUCUUAAGGUAUGUUCAGUGGCACAUUUUAGGGGGUAGAGAUAGGCAAUGUUCAUUAUGUUUAAGAGUCAAAUUAAAAAUCAUGUCCUGCACUAACAGGGAUCAAAAUUUCCACCCUCGACCAGAUAUUGUCGAGUAGAAAUUCACCCCUGGUUAGUGUGCCAUGUUUUAGGGCUGGCUAAUAGUAUAAGACUUCAAAUAUUGAGCCCUGAAUUAAUAUAGCCAGUACUAGUUUCUAAAAUGGCUUUUACUAUAUUAGUAUUUUUGCAGUUAAAAGUGUUUGACUUCUGCCUUAUAAUGCCACAUAAUGUGAAUGCAUACACACUUCUUAAGACUUUAUAUGAAAAUUUACCUUCUGCCAAGUUGUAAGCAUAUCAUAUAUUCAUGAGAUUAGUUUGUACAAAGUGUUUUGAUGUCUUCAGGAUUUGGCAUGGAAACAAUGUAUUUAGACUGGAAGAAAGGAGCUUUAGUUAAAAGCAAAGGAGAGGGUAAGAGAGUAAGAACAAAAAUUAUGUGGAAUUCUCUGCGCGAAGAAGUGGUUUUAACAGUGUCUGUACAGCAACUGGAUGAAUUAUUGCAAAAACAUAAUAUUCAAUAUAAUAUUUAAUGUUUGAUAACGGCUCAUUGAUCCAAGGAGAAAUCUGGCUGCCAUUCUGGGUUUGGAUUUUUUUCCUAAUUUGUUGCAAAAAUGUAGGCACUUCAAACUGGAUUUUUGCCGUUUUUUUUCAUCAACAUUAGAAACAGAUGUGAGAGGUUAAACUUGUUGGACGCAAGUUGUUUUUUUUUUUUUUUUGUGUGUGUUUACUUUGAGCCUAUGUAACUGGAAUUGGAGAUCUCAUACCUUGCAUAUUAUCAAGAUACCAUGAGAUCUAUGAUUGCUUUCCCCUUUCAGUACAUUUAGUCUGACUGGUCACCCUCCUGCUUUAAACAAUGCCGUUAACUAUUUUUUAAUAUGCAGUCUUCAGAACUCUUAAAGACCUUAAAAUGUUUUUUCAGAUGGAGUCUGCACGAAAGGCAUGGGAAAACUCUCCAAGUGUUGCUGAUAAGGGUUCCCCAAUCACCUCUUCAGCUCCUCCGAUUACCAGCACACCUGCAGUUGGGGCUCCCACCAACUCCAGCAGUGUGGUAGGCGUGCCACCAACCAACAAUGGAAAUCCUGGACCUCCUGCUCCAAGCACUAUUACAUACAACUCUUUCUCCAAUGCAUCUAUGCCCCCCAUACCUGUAGCUUCAGUUACACCAACAACUUCAUUAGCAGGUAGUUGACUAUUGAAUAUACUUAUUUUACUGGUUGUGGAGGAUGGAAAAGAACCAUUUGUAGCUAGCGUUUAAUCUUACUGUUUUAUAAAUUGUUUUGUUUUUUUUUUCUUAACUAAUUAUUCAGUACAAGAACAAACUUGUGAAUAAGGCUUCCAAGUUAUAUUUUUGAUUCAGGUUUAUUAUAUAAGAUAUGUGAUAUACAUUUGUCUGUACAAAGCGCCCCCAGUAGACAGCCACUAAGGGCAGACUUACUGCUGCAAUGUAAACAUUGCAGUUCUUUGGAACUGCAACAUGUAACAUUGCAGCACUAGGUGCAAAAGGGACACAACACCCAGACCACUUCAAUUAGCUGAAGUGUCCCUUUAGGGUGUCUAAAGUGUCCCUUUAGGGUGUCUAAAGUGUCCCUUUAGGGUGUCUAAAGUGUCCCUUUAGGGUGUCUAAAGUGUCCCUUUAGGGUGUCUACAGUGUCCCUUUAGGGUGUCUACAGUGUCCCUUUAGGGUGUCUACAGUGUCCCUUUAGGGUGUCUACAGUGUCCCUUUAGGGUGUCUACAGUGUCCCUUUAGGGUGUCUACAGUGUCCCUUUAGGGUGUCUACAGUGUCCCUUUAGGGUGUCUACAGUGUCCCUUUAGGGUGUCUACAAUCUUUAUUUAAAAUGUUAACAUUUACCAAAUGCAAAUAAGAUUCAAAGCACCGUUUGUGUCUAUCUUAAAAUAUCUCCAAAAUCCUUAUCUGAAAACUAAUUUUGACCUUUAAGUUCAGACUUUCUUGAUUUGUAAAUAGUAGUAAAAGUGACACAGAGCCUGAUUAGUUAUAGUGAUUUCAAACAUUUGUUAAAAAAAUAAAGGUGUCAUCAGUUCUGCAUAUCUAAUACUAUGUAAUUUGUCUAGGUGCUGGAACUUACACCACAUCUUCCCUUAGCACCAAAACAACCACAACUUCAGAUCCUCCAAACAUCUGCAAGGUGAAACCUCAGCAACUUCAGAGUAAUAACAGCAUGCCUUCUGCAAGCCACUUCUCUCAGCUGAGUUGUAUGCCAUCACUAAUGGCCCAGCAACAGAGUCCACAGGUGUAUGUCUCCCAGUCAGCAGGUGUGCUCUUAUGUUUUUGUUUAGUUUUUUUUGUAAAUGUGUAUUCUAGCUGAUACUUUGUUUAUUACUUGGCUAACCCAGAUUUUUUUCUUUUGGUGGGGCUUAUGGCAGGGUCUGCCGCACAGAUUCCAGCUUUCUAUAUGGACACUAGUCACCUGUUCAACACUCAGCAUGCAAGAUUAGCUGCACCAACUCUAACCCAGCAGCAGGGAUUUCAGCCAGGACUUUCUCAGGUAUGACAAUUCCUUUAUUAACUUUUUCUUUCAUUUAUGAUAAUUGGAGGAGGAGGUGGGUGACUUGUCUUGACAUUGCAAUUACAUUGCUUUGACGGUUAUACUGUUUUGUAUGAAUAAUUUAGCUUACAUUAAAGGGACACUAUGAUCACCAGACCAAAUGCAGUUAUUCUGGUGUGUUUGUCCAUGCAAUUUGAUGUCAAUUUUGAUGAUCUCAGCCAAGGGGGCAGAGCCACCCGAGACAGACCCACACGGCGUUGGAUUAAAGGUAAGUAAACCUCACCUUUAAAAUUGCUUACUAGGGGGAUGGAGGCAUAAAUAGUGUUUUUUCUUAACUAGUGAUCGGAAUACAUAUUUGUAUUCCUGUCACUAUAGUGUUCCUACAAGUGAAAUUACGUUUGAAAGCAUCUUACAUUUACUGUACAUAUAGUAUUCAUUUUUAUAUCCAUAUUUCAAAUAUCUCACAAAUUUUAUAGGCUUCUCAAAUUGUGCCCUGUUUUUUAUGUUUUUUACUCUUUUUCUAAUAAAGAUCCCGAUUCCAAUCUAUGCGCCUCUGCAAGGACAGCAUCAAGCCCAGCUAGGUUUAGGGCAUGGGCCAACUGUCUCUCAAGCCCAAGAGUUGUUCACACCAUCUCUGCAACCAUACAGGUAAAGAGGGCGUUGAUUUUAUUUUAUGUCUGUGGUAAUUAAAACAAAAUAACUAGCAAUUUUAGUGGCAACUCUAGUCUGAAAUUUUGAGUCUCAAGCUGUUCCAAAACACAUCAGACCUGCUGGAGAUGUUUAUAGUGCAUAUGUUUAAAGAAUUUCAAGAAAUGAAUGUCUAAUGUCCAUGUAGAGCUCAGUAGAUGUUUGGGAAAUGUGAUUUAAAAAGCUUGGGUUGUUUGUUAGUCAUUAAGUCUGCAUAUAACUCUUUUAAGUAUAUUGUGCUUUAAAUAUUGAAAGUGUUCACUUACCACCCCCCCUUUUUCAGGUCCCAGCAAGCAUUUUUACAGAACAACCUUUCUCAACCUUCUAUGAUGUUGUCAGGCGCAACCCUACACAAUUUCACUGGUGUCCAACACCAAGAUCUUGCCAAAGCUCAGUCUAGCCUUGCGUAUCAACAGACAACAAACACACAAGCAAUCCCUAUCUUGUAUGAGCACCAAUUGGGCCAGUCUGGUCUAGGAGGGUCACAGCUGAUUGAUACUCAUAUUCUACAGGUAGGCAUUUUGUUUAUGGUUACCAGCUGAAUCUGAUGAUUAAAACAGUGAAAAAUCUAUAUUUUACAUAUAACUCUACGUAAAAUUGAAUGUAAAGUUUAAUACUAAUGUAUCCUUUCAGACACGGCAAGGGUUGGGACAGCCUUCAAAUCUUUACUCAGGGCAAGUACAACAGCCCAGUCAAACCAGUUUCUACAACACAGCGCAGUCUCCAAAUGCACUUCAGCAGGUGAGGGUGCGGUUUAUGGGAUAAGAAACUUUGUCUGCAACUUUUCUCUCUUGAUGGUGGAGUGGGCCGUGCUUUUUGUUUGCAUAGUGCAUACAUUGCAUGUAAAUAUGGAUGAAACCAAUAGAAGGCAAUCCAAAUGAAAUAUUCUUGGUACCUGAUUGCAGUCCUAAUGGAAGUGAUUUUUUUACUUUUAUCUCUCUAAGCCUGUGUCGGCAAUGAGUGGACUCAUGAUGCUCUAUGCACCACACACAAACUGCUUGUGUUGGUUACAGUUGUUAGCAAAAUAAAACACGAGUAUAAUGCACACACUAAAAAAGGGAGAAAGCAACCUGCAGGGUGCUCCAGAAAGGGAUGACUAAUCCCUGGAGACAUCAAAUUGAAGAAAAGAAAUAUCAAGGCACACCUCAGGGUUUUUUUUUUUAUUUGCAACAAGACCUUGAUGAAGGCUCAGAGAGGAAAUGAAACUUGUCUCCAGUUUCUUGUUCCACAUAAAAGAAUGCCUUUCAGUAGAAACAUCAGAUGUGCCUGGGUAUUUAUUUUCUUCCAUUUGUGUUGGUUACACUGAAACUUUUAUAUAUCCAAAUUAUUAAAAAGUUCAAGAAUAGGAAAAAAAAUAUAAAUUGUUAAAUCAUAGUGUAUAUUUUAACCAUAUGAAGGUUCAUCGAGAUGUGUAAACGUUUGUAACGUAAAUUCUGUAGAGCAGUAAAGUUAAGUGGGCACUCCUAUUGUAAUAAUAGGUGCAGUACUGACUUCUAGUGGCAGCGUUUCCACUUAAGUUUUACCAAUAAAACUUUAGACUCUGCUGGACAUCAAGUUUCUAAUCUAAACUAAUGUAUUACUACAUUAGAAGUCUUAAAGGACCACUAUAGUGCCAGGAAAACAAACUUGUUUUCCUGGCACUAUAGUAUUAAUAGGUGCCCCCCGACCCUCCCGCCGGGCUCUUGGGGGAGGAAUUGGUUAAACACUCACCUUUCUCCAUCGCCGGGCUCCCUCGGCGCUGGGGACUCUCCUCCCUCUUCCGCCGAAAGCGCGGCAAGAGCCGCGCCUGCAUUCAGUCAGUCCAUAGGAAAGCUUUCUCAAUGCUUUCCUAUGGACGCUGGCAUCUUCUUACUGUGAAAAUCACAGUGAGACGCGACUGUCAAUGAGACAGCCACUAGAGGCUUGAUUAACCCCUAUGUAAACAUAGCAGUUUCUCAGAAACUAUGUUUACAGCAGGCAGGGUCAACCCUAGAUGGACCUGGCACCCAGACCACUUCAUUGACCUGAAGUGGUCUGGGUGCCUAUAGUGGUCCUUUAAGGAUUUUAACAUCCAUUGGUCCUCAAAGUUGCUAUAUUUUGCACUGUGCAGCCUUUAGAAGGUUGUCAUUUAGUUUUCAUAUGGGUAACCUUACUUGAAGACCUUUGCCUCUCAUUUAUUAUACAUAUCAUGUUAAAAAUAUUAUUGGAAUAAAGGUUCUAAACUAGAUGUAAGUUAUUUUGUUAUACUUUAUAUAUAGAGAUGUUUGUACUUAUUAAUUAUAGGAAAUAUAGAUAAUAUCCGAUUCCUUCAAAUUUUUCUAGAUGACCGUACCUUUACAAGGGUCACAGUUAUCCUUGCCCAAUUUUGGCUCAGCAGCUGGGCAGCCUUUAAUUGCUCUGUCUCAAGCAAUGCCACCAGCUCCACAGGCUCAGCACCAGAAUCUGUCCAGAAGUCAAGUGAACCAGGGUUACCGAGGCCUGAUCCCUACAGGCAAUCAGCAUGGAAUGAUUCCUGGCCCUGGGAAGGUGAGAAAUGUUGUCCACUAUUAACAGUGGUUUAUUUGGUUUCUGUAUAGUUGCUUAAAGUUAUAUCCAGGAACCCACUGCAUUCUGUUUAAUUACUCUGUUUUUCCUUCCUGGUGACUCGCUCAACAUUGAAACAUUGUCUUCACAUCCCUCUCAAAAAGACUCCAUAAAUCCCGCUAUACCUUUUUUAACUUCACAUGCCACUAAAUGUUUCCCUGAAUCACCUUUUCAAUUUGUUGCAAAUGUACUCUGCAUUAGAUACUCGUGGCCUACAUCUUUAGAUUGAAUAGAAGGACGCUUUUAAAUUUGAGUCCGGACUGUUCAGCUAUAGAAUCUAUAGAAAAAUGUCAAGCAUUUACAGCUAUAUAAGCUGUUCAGACCAAGUGACUAUUUUCUGACAUAAGACUGUUGAAAGGGAAGUGGCUUACUAUAGUACAUAAUGAAUGUGCCUCCAGGUGCAUGCUGGUAAAUGUGUCACUGUUUGUGCCGUUUAUUUUAUCUCUGGAUUAAUUGCUGAUAUAAUUACUGCAUAAUAUUUGUGUAGAUAUCAGAAAUGGACCUGAAGCCCUAUGGUAGUGGCUUGGAUCACGUGAAGCCAGGUACACCACCUGUGGGUGGAAGAAGCACCACUCCCACCUCCAGUCCUUUCCGGUAAGUAUGACUUUUGCUAGCCAUGGAAAUAAGAAGUUAUAUAGCCUCAUUGCAUGCUAGUUCCUAUGAAAUGUGCACAUUUUGAAAUAAAAAAUCAAUAUAUACUUUUUUUUAGAUGUGCUUUGUGUUUAUAUAGUUUACUUUUUAAAUAUAUUACACUGCACACCUUUAUUAGAGAGGAGUGUAAAAGUCAUGGAACUUGUGUGUUAUGCAAUUGGCUGUUGUAGGAAGUUGAGACAUCAGUCUAUGCCGAGGCAGAUCCAGAACCUAAUCUUGGGAGGGGCACUGGAGUAUGUAAAGGACCACUUCAGCCCUCUGUAGCGCUUAUAGUGCCAGAUGUGCUGUGGCGCCACCCACAAGUAAGUACUCAGUUUGAGAACUUACCUGUGGUUUGCUGGGAUCGGGACAUUAGUGGGGAGUUAAAGGCUGUAGUGGGAGUUUAGGCUUUGUUCAGAUUGUUAAAGGCAUUAGUCGGGCUGUAGGUUGGGGUGAUGGGUUAGUUGUAGUGGGAUUUAGUGGCUGUAGGGGGGGGGGGUUAAGGGAAUUAGUCGGGGGCUUAUUGUAGUUCUGGUGAGUAUAGUCAGUCCCUGCAGGCAUUUUUAUGUAAACACUGUCUUUUCUGAGAAAAGGUAGUGUUCACAUUACAGCCUAGAGACACCUCCAGUGGCCACUUUCCCUUUAGAGCUGCAUUGGUUCAGUUAAUAUGUGAGGAGAUGCUGAUUGGCCAUGCUGGCUUUUGGCUCUGCCCCGCCCCGCCUCCUUUAAAGCCAGUUCAACGCUUUUCCUUUGGGAUCAAUUCUGAUGUCAUCGAAGGAGGGUGAAUUGGGGGUGGAACCAGCACACCAUACUGAAAAUAAUGUACAUAUUAUACCUGUUAAAGAAAGCAGGGGACAAGCCACCUACAUAGUGGUUUUAACACGAAACGGUCAGGAAUAAAUGUUUGUGUUCCUGACUUUAUAUUGUUCCUUUAAUGUGUUUUAGUAUCAAACGUUGAUAAUAUACUAUAAGAGGGCGAGACAGGCAGUUUUCUGUCUGUUGUAAAAGGCAGAUGACAUGGAGGGAUAAACUGAGCAGAAUUUACACCUGUAAUGAAUUUAUGGAAAUGUGCUGUUCAACUUAAGGAUUUCUAUGAUUUUUAAGUUUUAAACUUGCCAUACUUUUUUCCAAGUGGCCACGAAUACAAGCACUUUGCAUAGAUUUUAAAAUUGCCUCAUGCCCAUUACUUUUUGAGAUUUGAGAAAAAAAUGUAGUGCUAUAGGAUUAAAAAUAACCUAUCACCAGAAAAAAAUGGCUUUCUUAGUUUCUUUACAGUUAAAAUGUUUUUUAAUCUGAGCUGAGAUUUACCUUAAUGAACCCUGAAAUAAAUGCAACCAAAGUCGGUUGCGAUUUUUGGCACUCGUUGCUAGAAAUUUAAAUUUUUAUUGUGAUCUGUGACCCAGGCUUGUCUGGUUUCUUUCGUAGUCUACUGCUUCAUAGUCAACAUGCCAGUAUAUGUUUUGGUGGGGUGAGGGGGAUUUAGUUUUUAAACGGUGAUGGGUUUUUUUCUUGUAUCAAUGUUAACAGUGAUGACAUUUUAUAACUUUUUACAUUUGUUAACUUUGACUUGAAAGAAUAAAUUUGUCUUUAAAAGUUUAAUGCAUAUUUUUCUUUUGUUGUAAUUUCUGCAGUAUCUUAUUCCAAAAUAGUUUUAAAUAUUAUAUAUUUACAGCUUUGUUGCAUUGUCUUUUCUCUCAGGGCCAGUUCAACCAGUCCAAACAGCCAGUCCAGUAAAAUGAACAGUCUGGUUUACCAAAAACACCAGUUUACUACAGCAGCCGGUGUCCGAAUUGGGCAACCACCAUUCCCUACACAGUUCCCUCCUCAGGUAAUGAGUCCAUGUCUCCAAUAAUGAGUUUACGAUUAAUAUUACAAGACAUUAAUUUUUUUGUGUAUUAUGUGCCAUAAAUUCAGUAAUCUAUAGGUUAGGUCAGCGGUUCCCAAACUGUGUCCGCGGUGCCCGUGGUGCCGUGAUUGGCACACAGGGGUACCGCAAAAUGUUUCCCUGCUGCUAUGAUCAUAGCACUAAGGAAACAUUUCUACUGAAUAGGAGCCCAGGCAGGCGCCGCGGCCAUUUAAGACAACGACCAGGCCCAUUUAGUGUCGACAGGCUGUGAGGAAGUGACAGCAUGUCACUUCCUUCCAGCUUUAUCCAAAGUGACUGUGCGGGACAGGCAGCAUAUAUGUAGAGCAGAGCAGCACAAAGAGCUGCUCCAGACCCCUCACCACCAACUGCAGCAGGACCCCAAGUCACCCUCCUGGACACAAAAGGUAAGCUAACAGGAGGAUAGCUGUACAUAUAAAAAAAAUCGCAUUUGUGUCAGUGUGCAUCUGUGUGACAGGGUGUGCUUCUUUUUGUCUAUCUGUUUUUGUGUACAUGUGUCAGGAUGUGCAUCUCUGCGUAUUAGUCUGUAUCUGUGUCAAGGUGUGUGUUUGUGUCCGUGUCUGUGUGUGUGUAUAUAUGUGUGUGUGUGUGUGUAUGUGUGUAUAUGUGUGUGUGUGUAUAUAUAUAUAUAUAUGAAUUUGUGUAUAUGUGUGUGUGUAUAUAUAUAUAUAUGAAUUUGUGUAUAUGUGUGUGUGUAUAUGUGUAUAUAUAUAUAUGAAUUUGUGUAUGUGUGUGUGUGUGUGUGUGUGUAUAUAUAUAUAUAUAUAUAUAUAUAUAUAUAUAUAUAUAUAUAUAUAUAUAUAUAUAUAUAUAUAUAUAUAUAUGAAUUUGAGUAUGUGUCCAUGUAUUUAUAUGCAUCUGUGUGCUAACGUGCAUAUAUCCAAGCAAACACACUCCUGCAAUCUAAUACAAAUAUUACAUGCAAACACACACCUGCCUCCAAAUUACUAAAUUAUAUACAAACACACCCUUUCACUCAAACACCAAUGCUACACACAAAUGUUUACAUUUAAAAGCAAAUAUUGCAUACACACUCACUCUUGACUUAAAACACUAAAAUUUUAUAUACAAGCACCUCUUCAAUUAAACACCAACACUAUACAUUAAACUAUAGUGCCAGUAUAUGCCGCACCAAUAUACAGAUAUACAGUACAGAACUUUGUUUUGACUUGGAGUAUCUUGGAAAAAUAUUUAAAUAUUAAGGGCGCCUUGAACCUAAAAUGUUUAGGUUCUUGUUUUAGAAGCAGAUCUUAAACGCCUGUUAAAGGGACACUAUAGUCACCAGAAAAACUACAGCUUACCAUGUCCCUGACUGCUUUUUUUUGUAAACACUACUUUUUCGCAGUAAAGGCAGUUUUUACCUUGUUGCCUAUGAACAUCUGUAGUGACCAGUCCUCAGACGGCCAUAAGAGGUGCUUCCUGGGUUCAGUGUCUCCACGCUCUACAUUGAGACGCUGAACUUUCCUUAUAGAGAUUCAUUAAUUCAAUGCAUCCAUAUGCGAUGCUAAGCCAGGGCAGCGUUUGGCUCCACCCCGCCUUUGUCUGAGAUCAUCAGAAUUCCUUUGGGAAAGCAUUAUGAUUAGCUGAGAUCAUCACUUCUGAUGUCAGCCAAGAAGACAGAUUGGGAGUAGUACCAGGGGACCCACAUGGCGCUGGAAAUAAGGCAAAGGGGCUACAUAGUAAUUUUAAUACCAUAGGGUACAUACAUGUUUGUGAUCCUUUAAACUAACCUUGCUUUUUAAUUGCAUGGUUUUGUACAGAGGAAUGUGAUUGGUUGUUUUGGUUUUUUAUCUGAACACACCUUCUGAUUGUAAGGAGUAUUUAGGCUAGUUGUGACAUACAGAUUGAAAGGGUCACCUGUGACGUUCACUAUGAUGCUGAAAAUCACAGCAUAUUGCAGCUUCAACCUUCCCACAGGGAAAUAUUCCAGCUAGACCCGGUGUUUUCAUUAUUUUGUCUGUCUUGUGAAACUCGUGCUCUUCCACACAUCGAAGUCAAUGAGGAAGAGGAAGCCACCCAGGUGCUCACUGAGCUGCUUUAUAAAACCUGAAUGAAAAAUUGCCUUUAAUUGUACAAAUUUGCAAAAAUGUAUACAAUUAAAGUAACUAGGAGAGGGAUGACUUCCUUGCAAUCUAAUCUAUGCAUUAGAAUAGCUUAAAAACAUGGUGCCUGGAAUGUCCCUUUAUCUUAAGUAUUUCACUCCACUAUUGCUGCCAUGUAAAAACAUUUUUCAAACCAUUACUAGCACAGUGUCCUCUGAGCCAUCUCGUCUGCAUAUGUGACAUUGAUUUCUGUUUUUGAAGAAAUCAACUUUUCACAUGUGAAGAAAUAUUGUUAAUCCAUUCUCUAUUCCAGUGGUUUUCAAGGCACGCCUACUAGCCCAGUAGUGUUAAGGUAUUUUAGAAUGAAAGAAAAACACCUUGGACCCAACUAGGUAAUCCCUAAAUCCUGGACUGGUAGGCGUGCCUUGAGGAUUGGUUUGGAAACCACUGCUCUAUUCUUUUCACAUUCUUUGCAGCUGUAAAAGUAACAAUCAAGUAGCUCUCUCCCACCCUUACUAGAUGUUAUGACUUCAAUGAAUGAACCUGAUCAUUAAAGGUACACUAUUGUCACCAGAACUACAGCUUAUUGCAUUUGUAGAGUAGAAUCAUUCCCUUCAGGCUUUUUGCAGUAAACACUUGAUUUUCAGAGAAAAUGCAGUGUUUACAUUACAGCCUAGUGAUAACUUCACUGGACACUCUUUAGAUGGCUGCUAAAACUGCUUCCUUGGGCAGUGCUGCAGAGUAAGCAGUACUGCCAUUCAGUUUCUCCACCCUCUGCAUGCAGACACUGAACUUUCCUCAUAGAGAUGCAUUGAUUCAAUUAAUCUCUAUGAGGAGAUGCUGAUUUGGCCAGGGCUGUGUUUGACUUGUGCUGGCUCUGCCCCUGAUCUGUCUCCUUGACAAGCUCAGCCAAUCCUGUGGGGAAGUAUUGUGAUUGGUUCAGACCACCACUUCUGCUGAUGCCAGCAGCUCCAGAAUUGAAUACAAGUAAGAUGUUACUAUAUUUAGGGAAUCAAGAGGAGGUCAGGGGGGCUAGAUAGUUUUACCACUGUAGGUUCACGAAUAAAUGUUUGUUUUCCUGACCCUAAAGUGCUCCUUUAAGGAAAAGAUGUGAAUGCAAUCUUUGCAUCAUCCAUUAUCAUGUUACAUGUGGCUAUAAAUGUUAUGUUAUCCAUAGCCAGUAGCUACGGUACUAAAUAUCAUCUAGAACUUAAAUAUCUGACUCAAGUGUGGAUAUUCAUUUGAACUUAAUUGUUUUCUUUUUGCUUUAGAUUCUCUCACAGCCCAACCUUGUUCCUCCUAUGGUCCGAGCACCUCAUCCAAAUUCUUUUCAACCUCCUGUUCAGCGCCCACCCAUGGGAUUGCCCAAUCAGAUGCCCGCAGGCCUGAUGAACCAUCCUCGCCUUCACCACGUGUCUCGAGCUCCGCCUGUUGCACCUUCAGGGGUUCGUGUUACUUCGACACAUGCUGCUAUGAAGGCUGAGCAGGAUUUAAAGGUCAGUGUGGCUUAUGGAAAUCAAUUUGCAUGUAAAUUAACUUAUUCCCACCAUCACCACCACUAUCUAUUUAAAGUCUUCUGUCCAGCCUUAUUUAUAAUUUACAAUUCAAAUAGUUAACACAUAUUUACCAAUAUCAACUAUUCCUCUUCCCUACAUCAUACUAAAAGUUUACUAAUUUACAGAGUUGAGGUGUAUGUAUAGGAGAUGUUAUCUUCCCUGCACUUCAGAGUUGUCCUGACACAUUUUCAAGAUGUUCCUAGCAUUCGUGCUGGCAUAUUUUCUGAUAAUCCCCAUGAGUUUAGAUUCCUUACAUUUAUGCUGUUCACAAUGCACUUACACAACACUAUCAGUUAAGACCGUGACAGCCUUGCAAAUAACGAAAUUCUUCAGCAAAAAUACUUUGCAAAAAGUGUCAUAGCUAACAUUUGGUUUUUGCAAAUACUUCAGAACAUCACAUGUAACUCACUUUUUGAAGAGGGCCUGCCACCUUUGAGUUUGUCAUAAAGCUAGACUGUUCAUGAAAAAAAUUAGUUGCAUUAGAAUUUUAUGAAAACUCCAAUUAAAUUAAGAUAUAUGGGUUACUUUGACUUGUGUAUGCAAUUAAACAAGACAACUUAAACAAGGCAACUUGAAACCUUGAUCAAUUUCAGUUGUCUUGACUUUUCCCAUAGUCUUUCACAAAUAACAGAUGGCCAAAAAAAGCAUUUUUUGCCUUUGAACUUAAAGGGACACUCUAAGCAGCAAAGCCUUUACUGCUUUAGUGCCAGGAAUACAGCUUUGUAUUCCUAGCACUAUAGUAACCCUUUAAUGAAAUAAAGGAAGAGCCGACCUAUGCAUCUUUCUGUCCUUCAACUGUGGGAAAUUGUUGGAAUUUUUCUAUAUUUUUGCGAGAUUAUUAUAAGCUUGGUUUUUCAAAUGAUUCAGCCUUAACCACAUGGUCCACUCCUUAUUUAUCAUUAUUCUCUUUUAAUAUUUCCUUCCUUUCCUUCGUUCCUUAUUUGGAUUUUUUGUUAUUAACUAUCUGAAAACCACUGUGAUUAGGAACAGCUGUGGAUGUAGUUUAUCACGGAUAUUUGUAUCCUAUUAGUGACAUCUAGUGGGCAUUUUAUGUCACUUUACUGGAAACUACAUAGCAUGAGAACAAAAUAGAUGAAUUUGCUGCAAUUUACAAUUCAUUACUCUUUUUUGUGUUGCCAAAGUAGCGGUUCCUACGGACUAAUUUUUUGUAGGGUAAUAUAAGACUAUAUAUGUCUCACAGAGAUCAACUCUAAUUGAUAUACUUUCUGAGUACAAUUCUACAUGAUUUUCUUUUUUUUGUUUUUCAAUUUUACUUUUGAUAACUUUUCACCCAUACGUGCUAGAUAGAUCUAUUGAUUCGUGUAACAAAAUAUUUUAAAAAAAUAAUUUUUUUUACCCCUUAGAGGUGGGCUGGCAUUCAGUCCUAAACGCAUAGAUAGUCCUCACCAUCAUUAAUACUCACCAGGUCCCCUCUGAUCUCCCAACAGCGGACAUGAUUCUGGGGACUGCCAGAGAGCUCACACAGUCCCCCUCCAUCUGAUCCAGCCUUACCGGGCCAUGCGGUCCUCGUGAUUACAUAGCUGGCUUGUGCAGUUCGUGCAGGGGGACUGCUUGAGCUCUCGGGCAGCCCCAUCUAAUGCCUGCUAAAAAAAAAAGAAAUUGUAUUUUUUUUUUUUAAGUUUAAUAAAGUUGUUAAAACUCUUUCUGAAUUCAGCAAAAGUACUUAGAUUUUAUAUAUGUAUGUGUGUGUGUGUAUAUGUAUGUAUGUAUGUGUAUAUAUAUAUAUUAUGCGAAGUUCCUUUAUAUGCGCAUAUUUUAUUUUAUUUUUUUAAUCACAAACACUGGCCAGAAUUGGCGUUCAAAUUAGUUUUUUGCAAUUUUUACACACAAACAAAUAUGAACACUAACUUUGGCCAGUGUGUGUAAAUAAGUGGCUACUAAAAAAGACUGUACAUAUCCUAUUUGUAAUACCGUGGGUUUUCUACUUUAGCAAAUGGUAUGCUAUCAUGGGGAUAAUUCUUAUUCCUGGGCAUACGGUCUCAAAGUCAACAUAACCAGUCUGGCAAAUUACAACGUGUAAACUGAAAAAUGUAACGUUUCAAAACACAAUAAAACCUGUACAUGGGGGGUACACGUGAGAAAUCGCUGAAUACAAAUAUGUGUAUUUUAUUGUAGUAAAAGCAAGCAGUAUUAUAGCAUUCAAAGUUAAAAUGCCAUGCAGAACUACAGAAAAUAGCAUUUCUUAAUUUCUCACAUUUUUUUUAUAUUGCAUAUUAAAUUAUUUCAUAGCUAAAUAUUUGAUGUGAAAUGAAAACCCUGGUUCACAAUAAAUUAUAUAUUUUGUGGGUGCACUUUAAAUGAAAGAAGUGAAUUACCGUUGAACAGACAUAGUCAAAUUCCAGGUUUUGUUUACUUUUUUUUUUUAUCAGAAUGUGUACAAUUGGCGUAGUCCUUAAGGGGCUAAUAAUAAAAAGGUUAUGUUUUAUUAGUAUUUAUGACCAGCAGAUUUUAUAGAUUACAUGGUUGCUUGCUGUGCCUAACAUGUUGUUGAGAUUUCUCAUCCACACUGGUUUUUAAUUGGUCCAGCUUAAAUGUAUAUGCUUCAGGCACAGUGUUUUGGAUAUAAAUUUCUUAAAUGUGUUUUCAGAGUUGUACAUUUGUAAUGCUUACUAGACAUAAAAAUUUAUAUUCAUAUACCUUUGCACAUCUUAAUUAAUGGAACACAUCUGUUUUGUUUUUUUGGUUUUGUUCUGGUUUUUUUUUUUUUGUUUUCCUUCCCAUUCCUUUAAGGCAAAACAGAGAGCAGAGGUCCUACAGUCAACACACCGUUUCUUUGAGCAGCAACAACAUCAGCAGAGCAAACCAGUUGUAUCGAAGCCUCCGAAAGCAACCCCAGCGCCUGUUAAGCCUACAGACAGCCUGCCAGAUCCCACAAUGGUCCAACAGGAGAAAGUGGAAGAUAACUCAGCACCUGCAGCCCCUAUGGCCCCAGUUGCAGUGCCGACAUCCACUAAACCUAUUAGAACUGGACCAAUUAAACCUCAGGCCAUCAAAACAGAAGAGACAAAAUCAUAG
Molecule: messenger RNA, 57802 nt
Organism: Pelobates cultripes (western spadefoot toad)
Lineage: Eukaryota; Metazoa; Chordata; Amphibia; Anura; Pelobatidae
Source: the annotation of a GenBank genome assembly